AUGCCUCCGGUGUAUCAGGACUACUCAAGAAGUAGGUUAAGGCGCCCUAAAAUUCUCAAAUUCUGAAGGUCAUGAAGUAACCGUCGGUGAGUUGUAUAUGGCCGCGAGACCACCAACCUCAAGGGGGAAAGAAAAUAUUCCAAGUCGCAAAGAAAAGACAGGCUACGCACCAGGGGUAUGUAAACUAACAGCCCCAUAUUGACCUUCUGACGCCUUCUAGAAUCCUCCGAGAAAUUCCAGCAAGAAGCCACAACGGAACCAGAAACUGGAUCAGCGUUUAGAGGAGAGAGUAAGUUUGGUAAUUGCGCUUUAUGAAUUUAUACUGGUAUUCUGUGCAACGUUUGAAAAGACUCUAAAACUUGAACACUUAAAGUCUGGUUAACAAGUGCAUUUUAUUUGGUUUUCCAAAUGCGCCCAUACUAGAAGCAGAAACUGCGAGUUUUACGAAAAUAGGAAGUCAAUAGAUGUUUUGGCAGAUUUUGAGAAAUCUAUUUUGACCCGGUUGCGAAAAGCUUGUCGAUCUCGGUGAGAUUUCAACCCACGGCAGCAAGGGGAAAGGCCUCAGUGCGGUCAACGCUCUAGCCAUCUGAGCCACAAGGCCCCACCAGGAGCUUAUUACAGUAGGUGGGCUAACUCAUGAAAUGUCAACCGAAAUGUCAAAAUGCGUUUUUGUUUCGAAAAGAUUAAUUAAGUAGGAUUGUAAAACUAAUCAUCGCGCAGCAUAAUUCUAUCACAAUUCAGCUACCCCAAGAUGCCGGCAUUUGGACGAACUUCUUUUUCACUGCAUGCAGGAAACACACUGUAAAAAAUGACUACUUAAGUAGCAUGCGUUUUUCUCAUCAACUUUCGAUUCCCUUAAAAAGUCAAUUAUAUUUCCUGAAAAACAUGUAUAAAAAUAUUCAUUGUUCUAUGCACUCGGCAGGAAAUUACGUCUUUUUUCAAUUUUAUACUCGAAGAAAGGGUUUAAUUUUUUUAAAAAUACCUUUCCAAUUCCCGAAUAAUUUUGAAUCCGACCGACCGUUACACAUGCAUUCAGGGCUUCGAAACAACAAGCCGUGUAUUUUCUGCAUACGGAAAAUCGUAAAUUGUUCUACAGUAUUCAGAAGUGAUCAUAUGGGGUUCAUAGAAUUUAGCAGUGAAUUUGGCCCAUCUUGUUAGCUUUGAAAGCAAACCUAGUAAAUGCAGAGACAUAACGUUUCAUGAACGACCAGCUCACAGUGUUAAAAAAUCUCACGAUUAGAAACAUUUUUAAAGCGGAAUUAUGCCCCGUAUUUGAGUAUAAAAUUGAAAAAAGGCGUAAUUGUCUACCGAAUGAGAUGGAGAAUGAAUAUUUUUAUGCAUGUUUUUUACGAAAUAAAUUAAAUGCUAAAGGGCAUCAAAAAUCAAUGAGAAAAAUGCAUGCUAAUUAAGUAAUCACUUUUGCAGACUGUAUUUCAUUCAUGCAGCUGAAAGGAAGUUUUUUCGAAGGCCGGCAUCCUAAGGUAUCCGACCUGUAAUAUAAGGAGGCUGCAGGAUGAGUAGUUUUACAACCCUGCAUAAUUAAUCUUUUCGAAACGAAAACGCAUUUCGAAAUUUUGGUUGGCAAUUCAUGAGUUAGCCUACCUACUGUAACUGCGUGAGCCUGGUAGGCAUCUGGUAGAUUCUGAAUGAGAUUUCUUAUAAAAUCCUGUUUGGGCAGUCAGAUUACCGUAUCGGAUUUGGCGGAUUUCAUACACUGGAGUAGGCUAGGCGGGCAAAUUAACCAAUGUGUGACUGAACACACGGCUCCCGGUGGGGCCACAUGGUUGAGGUGGCUAGAGGGCUGGCUGUACCGGAGCCUUCCCCUUGGUGUCGUGGGUUCGAGUCCAACCGGGGUCACCGAUAUUUCCACAAGUGUGUGAAAUAAAAAAAAGCAGGAAGGCUGAAUGCGCAUAUGAAGUUAGUAAAGAUCGCUGACACGAUCACGAAUAGAAUAACAUGCCUAAAGUGGCGCAGUAAAUUAACAUGACAUUUUAAAACCAUCUCGUAUAGUCACAGAAAUCAAAGGUAGUACUUUAAUUUUCAAGCAUUCCAGACAGUCUGCAAAUCGUCUCUUCAUUCUUAAAUUUUAAAAACUGACUAGGUAUUUGCCUAACUGGCAACAGCUCUUCGUCAAAUGAUCUGAAAAUGAAGGCACGUUCUUCUUGUGUUAAUGUUAGUCUUGCUGAGGUCGUGCAAAGUUUGCGUCCGGAUAUUGUUUCUUUUGAAAUAUUUGGAAAUAUGAUUAUUUUGGGCAUUUCAUAGGUCACUAGGUUCUUCUGUAGAGGCAUUCCCUCCGGCGAUCUAGUCAACAAAAGCAGACACGGACCAUAAAACCUGAUCAGUCGUGGUUUCCUCAAGGACAUUUAAAAAUGCUACUAUUUAGCGAUAUAGUUUUAAAAAAGAAUGACACUUUUGGACAAAGAAAAAAAACGCCCUGAGAUCAGUAUUUUAACGUACCACGUAUGAAAUACUGUCAAGAAUCCCUAUCAACAAGAGCUACUUUGCUGCCUAUGUUACUGCAUAAUACAUAUUUCCCAAAGUCAGAAAAAUACUGUCAAUUCUUUUUAGUAGCAUAUAGUUUUUUUGGAAUAUUGUUUAAGUUAGUAUAAAGACCUCUAGCUGGUGAUUGAUAUUGUUAACGCAGACUAGGAAAAGCAAUGAGGUAUUUGCGGAUUCUCUUAUUUCCUCACUUGAAAGCCACUCGAGCAGCCAUAAACUAUGUGAAAUAGACAAAUGUUUUUUUUUACAACUAAAGAACAUUUACUUAAAACAAAGAUGUCAACGGAAGUUGAGCAUCCAAUAAAUCAGCAAAAACCAAUCCCGCAACUUAGCAUGUUCUAAUGCCAUCAUUGUAUAGGAUUACCCGUAGCAUCAGAAGCUUCUAGUAAACACAUGUUUAAGCAAUUAAUUUAUAAAUAAGCAACUUUGCAAUUUUAUACAGCGAGCCGCCUCUAUGUUUUCGAACACUGACGGUGCUGAUAGAUCGACUCCUCCUCACCAAAGACUUAAAUGUCGUCAGCACUCCCGUUGGCCCUUAGAUUGUUAUCCGUGGAUGUACACCGUCCCAGUCGGUACUUAUGUAGUUUAAUAAUCUGAACAUGGUUUACAAACUAAGUUCAAUGUCGUUGUUGCGCACGCGAUGUCAGUGCAUCUCAGAAACGACAUAUCCGCAUGCCAACAUUGAAUCUCGAAGACGAAGUAUUCAUCUGGGCUUUGAAGUCAGGUCGUCUAAAGAAUCACCUAAGCCUCCAGGGUAGUGUGCAGGACAUUAGCUCCAAACGUCAGACAAAUUGUCUGUAAUUUCAUUUUCACCCCAGGGUUCGCUCACAAUUGAUGCCUCUUAAAGGUUUGUCUUCAAACGUCAAACACAGCAGUCAUGAGCAAUUUUGGCAGAGGACUAGUUUUUUUCCUAACGUGUCGUCUACGACAUGUGAGAAGCAACCAAGAUUAAUAAAGGUGCAUAAAUUGGCGAUCAAGAGGCCUGAUUUGCAGAAAAUAACGGUCAAAGUCCGUUUUCAAGAUAUGAGGACGUAUAACACACAGUGUGGGUGGAACGCGGGAAUAGGUACCCCUAUUGCAGAUUGCCUAGCGCUAGAUUUCAAGAAAAAUUAGGGUUGGGAUCUAGGUCAGGUUUAGGGUUGCGUUAGGACACACGGAAUGGGUACCGCCCUGGAGUUUGGCGUAAUGCCAACUGGCACACGAGGAGGUAUUUAUUUUUGUUUUUUAACUUUCUAAAGCAUCCGCAAUAGCUCAGGCGCCAUCAUCUUUGUGUCCACCAAAUCUUCAGAACGCGGAUGGAAAAAAAGUAGAGUUUUUUUUGGGCUGCGCCUUCACACCUGUCAAUGUGGAAAAUCUGCGGGAACUGCCUCGAUCGGGCCACGGGUUGUUUACGACAACCACGAAGAAAAAAGUCGCGUUUUCUGUGCAGUGAAAGUACUCAUCUUGUUUUGCGUCUUAUUUUAAGUAGGAAUGACUUCUGGGUCACUCGACGGUGAGUAAAGAAUUCCACGGCUCUAGGCGGAGGAACUGAUCGUUAAAUAAAAAAUCAGAUUAAUCUUUUACACUUUGUCAGGGGCAUGGUAUGUCUGAGUGCAGUACGGGGAAGUUGGCAAUUACGGUGUUGAUCAGAAGAAGAAGCGAUCGCUAGAACAAUGGCUUUAUUCGCCUGACGUUUCGGAUUCUCUCUUGAAUCCAUCAUCAGAGACAGUUGCAGAAAAGGGUGGCUAGUGUACAGAAAGUCGCAGUAUUUAUAGGAUGCGGUCGCCAUGUUACGGUGUUGAUUAACGCGCUGCUGGUAGAAGCGAACAGCCGAGUCCCAGGAGGCAGUUCAGAAGACGAAGAUGCAAUUACUGGAACAAGAAAUUUAUUGACCUGACGUUUCAGAUUUUCACUUGAACCUAUCAUCAGAGAAGGUAUCAGACAAGAGUAAUAGUGGCAAAAGAAAUGCAGUAUUUAUAGAAAUUGGCUGCUGUGGGACCAUAUGCCUACUGUAAUUGACGCUGGAGGAGGAGGAAGAAAACAGCUAGCUGGCCUUCCUGGAUGUCCUCGUCUGCAACAAAGAUUGUUGUGGCCUAAAAAAACAAAGUGUCCAGGAAACCGACAAACACGAUGCAAAUACUGGACUUUAACAGCAACCUCCCGACCAGUCACAAACGCAGUUGCGUAAGGGCGCCUUGAGACACACUGCAGUGAAAUGGAAGACGAGGUUGCUGAAUUGCAACAGCUUCGACGGGUACUGACAGCCAAUGGCUACCCGCGCAACUUUGUCAACCAGUACAUACGAAAACGACACCAGAGACCAAAUCCAAUCGGCUCCAAAUUUUGGCGGGCUCUUCCUUACGUGAAGAACGUCUCGGAAGCUAUCAAUCGUCUUCUCACUCCACUUGGAGUUGGGGUUGCACACAGUUGGGAAGCAACCACCAAGCACCAGUUCAUGAGGCCGAAAGACCUGCUGCCGCGGUAGGAAACGUCAGGAGUCGUUUACCGGAUCUGGUGUAGUUGCGGACAAAGCGACUAUGUCGGAGAAACUGGGAGAUAACUCCGUACGCGAAUUGCCGAGCACGCAGCAGCAGUGAGGAGGGGAGACACUAGAUCUCAGGUGGCGGCUCAUUCGACGGGACCCGGCCAUAUUUUCAAGUUUCAAGGGGCCGGCAUCCUCGCAAGGGUUGACAACCGCGUGAGCUCCGAGCUACUCAAGUCGUGGUUCUCAGACCCGCAAUCCAUCAACAAGCGCAAUGACCUCCUUUUACCGUAUUCCGUGCUGAGAUUUUCCCUGGGAAGAGGGAUCAGUCACGUCGGGAGGGCGCGGGCGAGUAAUUAUCCGAAUGACAGUGAGCCAAUUUGCCGAGCAAUCUUCACCCAAGCAUCAAACACGGAUGAUGAAAUCCCUGCAAUUAACGACUCGGAAGUGGGCUGACGGGCCAUCAUUGUCUUACUUUUGACCCCAGCGUUGAUUGCGAGAGCUGGUAAUCACAGUACGCAUAUGGCCCCGCAGCAGCCACGUGCUAUAAAUACUGCAGUCUUUGUGUCUCCUCUACCCUUAUCUGCGACUGUCUCUGAUGAUGGGUUCGAUUGAGAAUCCGAAACGCCAGGUCAAUAAAUUUCUUGUUCCAGUGAUCGCAUCUUCGUCUUCUGAACGCUCUGCUGUCUAUAAUGCCCUUUGCUGUUCUCCAGUUCGGUCGCGAUCCGAAUUUGAUGACCAUUCACACCAUCAAGUGCUGGCUGUUUUCGGGGUAGUCUCAUGCGUUGCUCUACCGACACGUCAAUUCCCCUGUCCACUUCGUAGGCCUAUUUUGAGGAAAGGUUUUAUCACGGAGGUAAAACGUUUUGCAGAAUAGUGCACAGAAAUCUCCAUACACUUUAGCAAAGUUCUCCUUCAUGCUAACUUCAUCAUGGCAUUGCGCGCAUGAAGGCUACAUUCCCUCAUCCGUCCCCCAAUUAAGCCCGGAGAACGCAUGGACAAAUCUUCACAGUGGUCGGUUGCGGACGGUUUGCAUUCAGUUUGCUUAUUUGUAGAAAUGAUUCUAUCCCAGAUCCAAAUGACCAGAGAUCCGAACCUAGGAUCUUCAGCCACUACUGCGUCAGCUCUUUUGCUGCUACGUUCUGUGAUCUCUCGAAAUCUGAGCAUAAUCUCAUCGAAGAAUGUAAAAGUGAAAAGUGGUAACCGGCCACCAAAACAACCCAUUGUCUAGUAACGCUAUUACAGCAACUGAUGGCACAGUGCCUCGUGGAUUUGCAAACUAGAAUACUAUUCUGAUAAAAGAUGUUUGAAAAAGGUGUGAUUUUCAUGGCUACACUUACCUGACUUUUUCGGACGAUAACUCAAAUUUUUCAGUAACAGAAGGCAUCUCGACUAAACGCUUUUCGCUUGCAGACAAGCCUUAUCGGAGCGAAAUGCCCCAAAAAACAAGUGGCUGUGAGCUGUAACAAUUAGCAUUCUAGGAAACUAUUUUUAUGAUACGGCGUUAAUUUUGACCAAACUAUGCUACCAUUACUUAUAAAAUGGUUUCGAAACAUAUUCCGCCUCGGAAAAUGACUUACUAAGUAUUAUAAAAAAUAAGGACAUCUCACGUGCUCCCUAUUAACUAUCCGGAUUUCAGUAAUAGAGUGUGGUAGGUUAAGCCACAUGCUGUGGGUGGUAAAGUUGCAGACGUUAGGUUUUGUGACUGUUUUUGUGCGGAUUAAAUUGUUCGCUCUACUUGUGCUAGCACAGAGAGAAGAUUUUUUGUCUGUGAAUUACAUUUGCAAAGCGCAAAAGGUAGAUUUUCGCAGAAGGUCCGCUAGUUCCAUUAAAACAACUGACAUGAGAAAGCGGAUGGCGAAGUUCCCCUAUGCCUUACUGGAACAAAAGAUGAGAUUUUACGGUAAAUUUUUUAAGUGAAAACCAGGCUCGUUUUCGAUGUCAGUUGCGAGGGCUCAUCAUACGGCCAUUGACAGGACUCACAGAUCAUAGCGGAUCCAGAGAGUAUUCGAGGGAUCGGCUGUCCCUUUUUUCAACUAAAGCGCUUAAAUCGGUGUUUUAACUUAACACUUUGCGUUGAAGGUCCUAAAAUGCACUGGAUCCGUUAGUAAAGCUCACCAAUUCAUUGAAGACCUUGUGAAGAAUAUCUCCUAACUGCUUAGGGUCCUGGAUAAACUGCAUCUCUGAUCCUGUCUAAUUAUAGGACAAAAUAUAAACUUUGGGUUCGGCCUUGUAACUUAUUUCAGCCCCGUAAAGAGGGUCGCUUAGGGGCGAACAAUAAAUGUAUCAAAGUAUCGCUGAACAGGCAAUGGAGACAGCUAUCGACUUAACGACUUAGUGAGGCGCAGCGCGACCAAUGACAUCGAAUAACUUCAAAAAGCCUUUUAGGCCUUCGUAAUCUUAUAACCUAAAUCUCUCCAUUCGGCCGGUAACUUCGUUUCAGUUGGUUCCUCGGUGUCCUAAAAGGGUCAACACUUUUAUGGUAAAUACUCCAAUGCUCCUUUGAUGCCUACCAACUUUUCAGUUUCUAGACUUUGGCUCUUUGCAUCUUGGUCUUUUUUUAUAGCGGAAGCCAUUAUUGCCGCAUAAAUCUCUCAUUUCUUUAACUAUAUUGUUACAUAACACUGCUUUCAGACGCGAAAGGUUUCCGCAAAAAAUAUUUACUCUAACGGAAACGUCUCAAAUGGCCAGAGCACCGUAAAAAGAACUCAGAAAAAGACCAAUAGCAGCUUGAAAAACAAGGUAAAGAUGUUAUUUUAAGUAUACAUGCAUUCACUUCUCUAUGCUUGUUUUUGUACAUGCAAGUUUUAUUUAUCCUACUUCUGGUGGUGCAGAACGUACGGAGUCUAAUCCGGGGAAGUUGCGGUUUUGUGUUAAAAAUACCUGUUUAAACCGCAGCUAAAAUAAUGUCGGUGAUAACGUGCUUAGUCGGCUAGCUCCACACGAAGCCUUAAGCAUUUGACUUUGUGAAGGAACAGGGGCAGUAGCUAUUGGAAGCAUUCGUUAGACAAUAAAAAUUUUAAAAAGGAUUUUUGAGGUUAGUCCUACCGUACCAAAGGACUACGCACGUGAGGGAGAGAGAGAGAGUGAGACACAGGACACAGGUAGCCUUGCGCCAAAUUCCAGGGAAAAAAGUGUUGGGGUUAAGGCUAGGGUCAGGGUAAGUGCCAGAUUUAGGACGUGGAGGCAGGAACACUUCCUGGAAUCUAGAGUAACGUCACCUGCAUCUUGGAGGGAGUUAUUAUUCCGUAUCUACCAUGCAAAGGGACCAUGCAGUCGAUUGGUUUAGGGCGAACUUCCAAAAAUGUUCUUAUCAGGUAUUUUCCAAUCAUUUUCCAUGUUGCUGUAAAAGCAGUCAGUAGACAAGGAACAGAUUUUGGUAAAGUGCAUCGACCCCAUGCUUUAUUGGGUGCUCGGUUAUUUGAUGUAUUCAAAAGAAUAAUUCCCUAAUUAAUUCCCACCUGACGUGCACCUGGCUCGUACACUCAGACCGAUGAGUAUCUAUGGUGUCAUCUAAGAGGAGAAUGGCCCUCGUUACAAUCAACUCAUUUCCACACAGUAAAACAAAAACUAGAGUUCAAAAGGCAAUUUGGUGAGCAUACGUCUGCUUUCGAUAAAUUCUCUCCAGGCCUGUGCAUUUAUAGGGCUACUGAGGUAAUGAAUUAAAAGAUACGGGCAAGUAGAUAACAAAUUUAUAGCUCGGGUUUCGGGAGGGGAGUGGGAGAGUGAGACACCACAAUUCCAGUGUGUGUAGUGCCGGCAUUGGGGUAUCGCCGGCUCAUAGCGAAACAGAAGUCGGAAAUGGUCAUUCCGGCAUCCCUGUCUUUGUCGGUAAACACUUUUCUAGUACCGAUGGCUAAUCGCCCGGUGACCACCGGCAGGGGGAACUAGAGACAUCCUGGUCCGUAACCUACAAUCAGAAUAGAUGCGUGCAGGCCACAGCCAAGUGAACAAAACUCCAACCCUCAGUGUUUUAUCAACAAAUUUAAGCAAACGCAGGCCUCGGUUUUCCUAGUAAACUUUGGUGGAUAUUCAGUCGAAGAAGUUGCGAUCAAUCAAACAUGAAGUUUAUUGGCCUGACGUUUCGGUUUCUUACUCGAACACAUCAUCAGAGAUGGUCGCAUAGAAAGGCCAUAUUAUUGACAUUUUAUGGUGCUCUAAUUAAGUGUCUGUUUUAAGGCUAGAAAUCUGCUAAAAAACUGCACUCUGUGACAUUUACCUGUGCAAGAAUCUGGAAUUAAAACGGUAAAUCUCCUUAUUUUUAGCCAGCGAACGCGCUGCAGGACACAGCCUUACGACCGGGGAGUUCAGUCAGCUCCCGUGAUGAUGCUUCAUUAUUCUUCAGCAACGUACGUGAUAUAUUACUUAAAUGAGCUUUACAAUUUCUUCUAUGAUGUGCCGUAGUCGAAUUCACACCUGCGUUGUUAACGGUUGCAUAGGGCGUGCCGGACAACAAGCUUUUAAGGUGUUAGAUUGCUCGUAUUACGAAGUAAUGAAACUUAUUUGCGAGAACCAAGUGGAGCAAAUCGUGGACCCUGGAGACUCGCCGUCAGUCCUCAUCACAGAUGGGUGCAGUUAAGCUAUGAGCUAGCAUCACUUGAAUUCACUGGUGACCGAGAUGCAUCGAUGAUUCAAGUUGGUGAUGGAAACAGGGUUUCCUUCGUCAGUUGACUCGCAGUCUGAUUGGGCCGUUAGCUGUGGUGUAAAUGCGUUUACCGAUCGAGUUACUGGACAUGAUCGUCCCGCCGGGCCUCAGGACUCAAUAUAGGCCUUCCGCAGGAAGUCGCAUAGCAACAGGUUAUAUGAGUAGGAAGGAGUGUUGACAAAUUUAACAGUGGCUGGAAUGGAUUUCCCAUCGAAUUACGGACCCGUUGUCCUAUCAGUUGGGCUCAGGAAUAUUAACUAUGGUAGGAGGACGUUCACAGAUCGUAUCUGCAUGUAGUACUGGUCUCUUUGCCAUCGUUUGCUGGGGUUUCUAGAUUGGGAUCCCGUAAUCCUGCACUUCCGAUAUAGUUAAUAUUUCCGAUGGCAACCGACCGGACAACGGGCCCCUGGACUUAAUAGCUCUCAGGGACCGAAGGUUCCGCUUUCGAAUCUCAAGUCAUCCAGAUCUAUGAUUGGGCAAGCCUGGCUGAUGACAGCUAGUUAUCCGGAAAUGGCAAAGCCAAUCUCCCAUAGUAUUGCCAAUAAUCCAUUGAGACCAUUAUCCGCCAAAAAAAAAUCGUUUCAGAUUUGCAAAAGACCUCUCCUGGCUGGAGGGCAGCAUAAUUAUGUCGUCCGAAAUAUAACGCUCUCUAAGUUGCUUAUGGCUACGGGAUAUUUUCGAGCGAUGGCGACAUACAGCAAAUCACGUAGGAUUGACUUGAAAUUUGGAUGCUGGUUGCUUUGGGAUGCUCGCGUAAACUCAAGAUGACAAGCUACAUUGACGCAGACCAACUUAUUCGCAAGCUUUUGAAGCAUCGGCAAUCAUCAGCGUUUGUAUUAGUCAUGUUAAUCUUACGUUCUGCAAAUCAACUUUGCUCCACCUCUAUCUUGCGGUCGAAAGUCAACUCAGGGUUUUUGAUUCUGCACAAAUCCACGCUUGUCGAAAGGAAUCUCCGAUUAAAAUUUAAUUAAGUUCUUGGUAGGUACACUGGAAAAACAAAAUUAAUAAACUGCGCAGUUAACGUGGCAAGUAACUUGGCAGCUGAGUCCUCGUUUCUACUGCUUAAGGGUUGCGCCGAUAAAGAGAAAUCAAGUUACACAUAUUUCAUUAAACAAAAAAUAUUUUACAAGUAUUCGACCAAGGUCUUCUUUGCAGAUUAGUAACGUCCUCUGGCUACAGCCAAGAAAACUUCGUGAUACAAUGAAUAAUAUUUCAACCUCCACGUUGAUGCAGGGUCGUAGGCCUACUCAUAUUUAUAGUUUCCAAUUUUUACACCUUUUAAGGAAUUCAUCAGGCUUUGGUCAGGCUUAAAGUCAUGAUACAAAUAUGUCAUUUAAGUCUUACUACGAAGUUGCGCAGUAUUUGAAGGCAAUGUAUAUCAGUGGAGCCUUAUUUUUUGACAUUUAGUCGGCAAUGCUACAAAACACAUAUCCACAAGACAUAAAUUUUCUAAUUUUAUCAGCAACAAGAAAAAUACAAAGAAAUUUGGAAACAUCAGAAAUGGGGGGAGGGGUGGUCGAUGAGGGGGUUCAUAGCCUCGUAAAGAGAGUAGUCUUCGCUCACAAGAGAAAUGAACACAAAAUAAGGGUGGGAUCUACCGGCCUCCCCAUUCCUUGCGUUCCUAAAUUUCUCUUUUUAUUUCUCAGUGUUGGCAAACUAGAAAAUUACAUCUAUUCCUCACUUUCUGAAAGUCCUAGAACUACCUCUGGGCCGACUUGGUAGCGCACACUUGAGAAAAACUGCCGCAGUUAGGCUCAGGGAAUAAAAACUUAAAUACGCGGGUAAUUUACCAAAACAUGACCACAUUCCUAAGAAAAGUCCUCGUUGUCGUGAUAUCACCGACUAAGGUCCACACGUUUUAGACUGCUAGGUCCUUGAGCUGCCUACCUAUAAAUCCACGUUACUUUUGAAAAUCGACUAUGCCUCAAAGAAACGUAACAGAUUGCCGCGUGUGUUCGUUUUCUAGUUUGUAAGUAUCCAUUCGUAAAAAGGUCUAAAGCGUGUGCUAUGCUAGUAUCGGCAAACCAUGGCCUUUGCAGCCUGGUAUGCGCUGGCAGUUCCCCGACACCUGGUUCCCUGUCGGUAGAUACGCUUGCGCUCCCGCUGGAUAUGCAGGUGGCGGGCAUGGCUGCCCAGUCAUCCACGUCUUUUGUGUUGUUGUUGGUCGAAACCCUCGUCAAGUGUAUGUUGUGGACCAGGGGGUGUGGUGGCACGCCUAGGUGCGGGUCCGGCCGCGCCAGACACCUGUGCCCUCCUUCGCCUCCGGUCUUAUUGACUCCGUCUUGACACCGAGUCCAGGUUGGAAGGGGGAAAGUGAAGGCGCGGUAGAUGCUUCGCAAGUCUGCUAUCACUAUAAACUAAUUCACGUGCAAGUCACCGUGCCUGUUACACCUAGCUGUGUAACAGACGGUAGACAUCGUCGGAAUCCACGGUCAAACUGUCGUAUGUAUCCAUUCUUUUAGAUACUGUACCUCCAUUAGCUCUUAAGCUAAUGUCCGGCCUAUUUUUCACCCCGAAUGUACUCGCAUUAAUUUUGGAAAUGGCGCUCAGUUUAAAACAAUAAUUAUCAAGUGACGUAACUUAUCAGUUUACAGAAUAGUUUAUUCGGAUCGCGCAAUUAUUCUUAUCACAAUUAUUCUCUUAAAUAUCAAGAAAUUCGAGCCAAGUCAUAGCUUAAAAGUAGUUCAAGGAAGAGAAGGAGCUGCGCAACAGAAUUCCUGUGUUGUUGACUUUUCGGAGCGUUUGUUCAACUCAUUAUUUUCGAAGCGUAACAAAUGUGGUCUAAAGGACGUCAUUGUUUUCUGCUUUGCAGGUAAAGGAAUUCCAGAAAUGCAAAAAUCCACCUGGCCAGCGCAAAGGUGAUUCAGGGAAUAUUUUCAAUGUGAGUCCCUCAUUUUGUUUUUUAGUAGAUAGUAUUAGUUUGUGAUUAAAAAGUUUGCAUUGUUGAGAAAGUGGGAAAUUGAACUUGGCAACUUUACGUGCAGACCAACUCAGAUACAUGCUUUAUGGAUUCAAUGAUUUUUACUCUAAAGUUAGAUAAUUAAAUCUGAAUCCUACACUAAGCUAUUUUGGCAAUAAAAUAUUUUAUACCUUUAUAUAUUCAAAAAACGGCGAUUAUUCCUUAAACGGAAUUUUUCGCUCUUCCAAAGAGUUGGCAUUUCUAAAAAAAGCAACAUUACUUUUAACAUUUCUCUUAUGUUUUAAUUCCCUUAAAGUUGUUAUUUAUUAACAUAGAUACUGGGUUCACGCACUGAUGUCGGUUUGCGAAGGUUAAACAGUCGUUCUCAAAUUUCGACACUUUUCAUCUGUUAGGUCACCCAAUGUAAGUUUGCUUAGGGGUUCCGAAUAUGCCUUCUGUUCAACCGCAAAAUGAUGGACAUGAAUAUUGAUUCGGGAAUGGAACUCAAUAAGCCCAUCCACGGUCACAAGGCAGAGUGAAUAAAAAGCUCCAAUCGACGAGGAUGUGUAUUGAUUUGUGCUUUGAUCAUGCAGUUGAACUUUAAUCCAGACUUUUCGAUCUUCGCCAUCUGCAGGAUUAAGGCAUCCUUGGGAGUCGGUCAAGGAGGUCUCAUAGGGUUAUAUCAAAGAUAAAUCUGGAUCGCUCCUAUGACCAAUAGCAGAAAUACAUUAAUUAAGCCUCAUUUGGCAUGAUUAGGAAGGAUGUGCAAAUUUUUUUUAGCUAGAUUCCACAUAACUGGUCCCCGCGGCAGUACAGAAUGAUUAUAUUUUACCGCAUUCUACGAUGGUUUCUGUUUCCUGGUACUAGUGAGGGUAAGCGAAUCGAGUGAUUCAGCUUUUGAUGGAAGAAGUCGGGUGAACAACUUCUAAACAACAGAUCUUUAUACAGCAUCCGACAGCCACAAUAAAAAGAAUAUCUUCAGAAAGUAACUGCGAACCAAUUUCCAAAACUGGACUGUCUACCAGAAAGCAGACGGGGAAUGCUGGGGGACCCACUGAUGAGCCGAACCCUCGCAGCUGUGCCAUGCAGCGGCAGAAUAUCGACGAAACUCGCGUGUCUGGGCUUUUAGCCACUAUCUGUGCUGCUUGUAUGGCAUCAUGUAGCCCCAGAAAAGAAUAUUCUGCCGAAUGUGUCAGGAAAGUAGCCGAAAGCAGUUAUUUCAGACUUAUUACAACGGAGUACACUGCUACUAGUGGGCAUCACGGCCUGCAGUUAGGUUAAGUGACGGCGAUAUUCUGCGAAACGCAGAGUGCAAAUUAUCAGCUGCAUGAGAACGCCUUGCUGAACACUGUAACCUUCACGCGUUAGAAUACUUUUGAUGGGUUAUAGUUCCAAAUACGCCUUAUUAUAGGCAGGAUGCUCUUCCGAUCGGACACACCGUCCAUUAUUUUUACAUAACAUAAGCAGGAAUAUUCUGAAAAUGGGUGUCGUCAAAGCACCACUGAACGCCCGUGAGUGCAAUGAAAUUCACAUCUGGUAGCAUUAAUUACGAGUAGCGUAUAGCAACAAAGCGUAGGUUGGUAGCGGCUAAUUUUGUCUCGCGAAAUGACUGACUGACACGAGCAGAAAGCUGAUCAGUUCAUAUCAGCUGGCGUAGAUGGCGUUCAGACCUCGCAGACAGCCCAGUGUUGUGUUUGUGUGGAGCGGCCGACUGGUGGUCGAAGAGUCAGACUGUCAAGACUCCUUCUCCGUGUGGCCUUUAUGGCACUCCCACUGCGUUGGAUCCGAGCCAGCUGUGGAGGCCCGCCUAGGGGCGGAUCCGGCCGCGCCAGUCACCCUAUAGCUGUUGGUCAAAAUCCUGGUCAUUUGUUGUGCUGACUGGGGGAUGUGGAGUGAGGCGCGAAGGUGCGGGUUCGACCGUGCCAUCUACCUGCACCCUUCCCCGUCUCCAGUCUUUUUGACUAUGUCUUGACACUGGGUCCUGAUGGAGAAGGAGGUGGGGAGAGCAAGGUAGGUGUUGUGCAAGUCUGUCCCCAUUAUAAACUAAUUCACGCACAGGUCACCGUGCCUGCUGCCAACUUGUUGUGCAGCGCAUGGUUGACAUCGUCGGCAAAGACGGUCGAACUAUCAGCGAGUAGACUGACACAAAACUUCGUCAAUUUCUUCAGAUAAUUCUACAUCAGUGCAACUAAUAUGUUCGCAUCUGAAAUACUGCAUUCGAUAACUUUUCCCAAACUUGGUCGACCGCGGUUAAGCAUCUCCUACUUCUUCGACUCUACGAUUGCUAUCAACUCAGGACGAGGAAGAAUAAAGUAAUCAGAAUUUCUGAAAAUGUGUCUGCUUAGAAUGGAGAACAGGCCUUGUGCUAGCGAUCUGAAUCCAGUCGAUUAGUUUUGCUUCAAUCACCUCCUAGGAGUCAAGAAUAACCGAUUUUCGCAACAGGUCUUAAAAACACUAAACGGUCUACCAUACUAACAGCACAGGUACUAGUUAAAAGCCGACACAUGCGUGUUUUGUCAAACUUCUGCCGCAGCAUUACGCAGCUGCGAAGGCUUCGGCCCAUCAGUGGGCGCCCCAGCGUUCUCUAUGUUUUUCUGAUAUACAUAUGAAUGGUUUAGUUUUUGAAGAAAUCACCAUAUAACACUAUGUACAACACAUUUUGUAUAAUAUGUACGUAUAUAUGGUAAUAUGAUAAUACACAAUAUAUGAAGUGUAUAAAUAAAUAUGUAGACUUUCAAAUCGAGCUUAUAAAGUAUAGUUCCGGAGGAUUUACUCUAAGUUUACGCACUAAAUUCCUUGGGAAUUAAACAAGGCUGGUUUUAAAAGUCACUGGCGAUUUCUGCUCCCUCUUCUAAUCUAAACGUCCGACAAAAUACAAAAUAUGGAGGACCAUGCAAUGGGAAUUAAAAAUGCACUCUGAAUGACUAGCAUAUCGGUGCAAUGAGAUAACACUUUGGAAAUUUUGAAUUGCCGUAAAGCAGACCAGAUUGCAGUGUUUUGGUCGCUGGCGCUGCCAGAUUUAUUACUCAGCAGUCUGGCGUUGGCGUCGUAAUCGAAUUACUUCUGGUGCAAUUAUCCGGUAACCGCAUGCGUUCUCAGCACCUCUGACGUCUGGUUUGCCUCCCCUCCUGAGAAACAAACUUUCAGCCGAUAAUGAGAGUUGGAUGGCGUCAGCCAGACCCUACUAAUUACUUUUUGACAUACAGCUCACUCAGGAGCCAACAAAUACUUCACAAAUUUCUACUUAACCAUCACCUCCUCCAGAAAACUAUCUCCAAACUCGAAACUCUGACUGACUUCCUGCGUUCCGAUCACAAUGAUCUAUGUUGAAUUAGGCCCCAAAGGGCAGAGAAUGUCAUAAAUUCGGCUCCAAACUAGUUCGAGGCUUGCUUAAAAAUUUUCGACAAAAGAACCAAGAUUUACCUAAAGCAGUAGAUUUUUUUAAAUGUGCACUUCAUUUCAAGGUACAUUCAUAUUUACUUUAAAGAGAGGGAGAAGUAAAUUGUUUUGAGAUCAAGAUCACUGCUCACUAUAGUCUUUAAGAUCAUGGUAGAAAAAAUUGAUAUCGUGUUAUAUGGAAAGCUCCUAACCACCAAUGAUAAUUUUAUUAACCGGCAUCUCUUGGAGUUUCGAAAUUUCGAACUCUCGUUUCGGAGUUUUGUAGUAUGCAGAAGCAGACGAAUGCUGGGAAAUUUGCCUUAUUUUGACAUUGAACAUAUCCCAAGUAGUAAACCGGCGUUGGGUUCUAACGGCUAUUGUAAACAAAACAGCUCUAAAUGUGAGUCGCUCAGCGCGAACGCCAAUCAAUCGUCCUCGCGAAGCCGACAUCCUAUAGUUGUGGCUGUAAGUAAUGCGUCAAUGACCUACUGGCUAGACUUCUAAAUCAGGAGGAUCAGGGUUGGUUGCUGAGUGGUUACCUCAUGGUCUUAGCUUUUCAUCAUGCUUUCUGGGAGAGGGGGUUGGUGCAACGGUUGUGCAUUGUAUUCCUCAAGCUUAGACCUAAUCAGUCUUAUUUUCUACUCUCUAAUUUUAAAAUGGUAAGUCAAAGUGGGCAGUUAUCAUCAUGCAUACGCUUCGUAGUAUUGCAGAGAAAGUUAAAAACUCUCCUUCUUAUGUCCACAGUCUGCCCAAGACAUUGAAUUAAUUAGUAUUUUGUAUUUGUGCUUCCCUUUGGAAAACAGAACGACCUUCUUUACCAACAGUCGGCGGCUCAGAAGAAUAGGAUGGGAUCUGAGCGCUCGACCGUGAGAUCUUACAACAGCGACGGGGUAAGUUUUCGUGUCCCCAUUUUGGUGCCAUUUUGACGUGUAAUGUCCUCCUGCAACAACAUAUAAAAUAUAGGUAGAAUAUCAUUACAUUCAAAGAAAGGGGAGACUGAAAUUGUCAUCUCUGGCUUAUUAGCCGUCGUCGGCCAGCCAUACCCAAUGAGGAGAUGUGGAAUACCCGAGGAUCGAUCCCGCGACCUGUUAGUUAGAAGUCCAACGUCCCUAAUCAUUUCGCCACUCCGCUUUUAUUACGCGCUGAGUGCGGUUACUAAUUAGGCUUGAGAGAGAGAGCCCCAAAGCGCAACAAGAGGAGUGCGUUCAAUGACACGAUCGGUUAGUGGACCCCUCUACCAUUGUGUAUACCCGAUCGUAACCGACAGGACAACGAGCUUGCUACUCAAUGGUUACUGGCAUUGGACUUCUAACCAAUAGGUCCCAGGGUCGAGCCCCAAGUGUUUCACACCUCGGAGUUGGGUAUGAUUGGCUGACGAAGGCUUAAAAGCCAGAAAUGGCCACUGCAGUCUCCCCUGUCUUUAUUGGUAAUGUUACCGCCAUUAUGUAAAAACUCUACUUUCCUGCAAUCCACUUUACCAAAUUCGUAAAAAUGAGUACAGGCGGAUGGACGCGGAUACACGCAUCCGUCGUUUUAUGCAGACGAUGAUAAAUAUGUUUGAUGUCUUAAUACUUAUAGAUAAGACUCAUCGCCUCGUAUUUAUGGUUGAACACUAACAUUUCGGCUUUUAACAAGCAAUUUUUGCUACCGUCUCACACGCUUGCCAUUUUCCGCAUGGUGUAGAUUUGCAGCUUAGUAUUGCCGCAACGUAAUUAAAUGUAAAUAUAAGUUCUGUGAGUUCCCGUGGUCAAGAUGUUAUGGUUCCUCACCUUUUUAUUCAGUCGGUGAAAACACUUCGUUGUAGGAUGGCAAAAUUAGUAAAAGUAAGUAGAUAAGACGAACAAACAAGCAAUGAGUAACCAGGAUGCCUUGGAAAGAUCAAAAAUGCAAUUCGUAACGGUCGCGGUGUUAGACGUCUAGAACUUUCAAUAUUUUCUUCGGAAAGCAGUAGCCUUAAUAAAAUUCAACGUCCAGCUGUAUUUUUAUACGCAGGAGUAGUUUGUCUCAGAUGCAUAAAUGCCCGAAGUUUUGACUCAUCAAAGUUUACAAAGCCCUUUAUGCGAUACUGGUGAUUUCUAGGUUUCUAUUUACUCUGUUUUUGCAGUCUUCUAACAGAGGCAGUUUGUUUGUAUUGCCCAUUUUUGUCAAGAUAAAGAAUAAAACCGCCUAUUUUCGCGUUCAAUGACAUGCUAACGAGACGCCCCAAAAAGCGAAUUAUGUGAGAUUAUUUACAAUGCAUUAAGAUGGCAGACAUUUAUAACGAUGCAAAAAGGUCUUCGGCCCAGAUUUCCAAAGUGCUGGUAGGAUAAAUAAGCCCCUGCAGAGAGCUUUUGAGCAAGAUUUAUGUGGGAACACUGAUACGGCAUUUAUUGAUCUUUGAUUUAUAUUUCCGAGAGCAGACUAGGCGUAACCAAUCAUCAGGUGCACUUCUUCACAAGCCAGUGAAUACUGUUUGCCUGAGAACAAUUCUCCUAAUUUAGUAGAGUCACUGAAUACUUUUCAACUAUUCUGGUGUUUGAGAUAGUGGUUGAUGGUCUGUUAUGAUAAUGCCGCAUCAGACUGCGUGUGGUACUACAACGAUGUUUCUCAAAGUUAAAAUUAGAACGACCUACUGAGUGGUCAACAAGUCUAUUUCCUGUUCUCUUACUGGUCAAUAAAAUAAUUAAAUCACAUUCGUCAGAUGAUUGAAUGAACAGCUAAAAGACAGGGAGGUAGCAACGAAAUUCAUGAAUUUUCCAAACGCAACCAACACAACUGAGCUGGUUUUUCAACAUUUUCUGAUAUUUUAGGGAUCACAUAGAAACUUUGCGAUUGCACAUACAUUUGGGUGUAAAUGCACUUCCGAGAUUAAAUUUAAUAUAUCUGUUAGCAUCCACAAGAACAGUUCAUCGUUUGGAUGGAGUGGCAUCCAUUCUUCCGAGGUGCGUUUGUCAUAAUUACGUAUCGAUUUGUCUGUGGGCGUGCGAGGAAUUCGUGAUCGAACCAAUCAUAGGCGUGCAAGUUGGGGUGAAGGUUCCAUGCCUCUCAGUACGUAGUCACGACGAAGGAGUGAUACAUUUGGCAGAGACAUGAUAAAUAGAAAAAUCUGCCAUAUGUGGAUGAGGAAUUUUUUCAAACGAACCUGAAAAUUACCAAAUUUCGCAUUUUUGUUUAAUACCCACUUUACGCAUUAGCAAAACGCAUCAAAUGUUUGAGGUGCCAGGAGGUCGUUCCCCUGGGAAGCUUGAAAUGUGGAAGAAAUUUCAAAAUCAAAAUCAGAAAUCGUGGCAGUCAAAGGCUUCACAGUUCAACCGAAAAUAGUCAAGAUUAAGCUAAAACUAUCGCAGUCACCCGUGUUUUCUAGACAUUAACUUCUUAUCAAAUUGUUUUUGGAAGUUCAUAUUCGAUUCGUAGUGACUAAAAUCACCAAUCAGUCAUCUUCCAUCAAACUAUUUUGGAGCUGAUGCUAGCGUCCAUAUUUUAAUGGAACAGUUGCUAGGUCAAACAAUGGGAAAAAGACUCACAAAGACGGCCGAGGCUCUCCUACGACAUAUACUCAAAACACUGGCUUCUGGAAUUUGAGUCCGAUGCCUAGCCACAAUAAAUCCCCGCUUUUCACGUUAAGCUUGAUAUUCCCCUCAAAAGUAAAUGUAUGCAUGUGGAGUAAAUACUUCGUGGCUAACCCUCUGUGGUUCCUUCUGAAAGUUGGCCUGAAUAUUUCAGUUGACAUUCAUCAGCCUCACUGGAAUAAUGACCAUUUGACAGUCAAGAUCUUUCCACGAAAAUAGUUAAUAUUACACCUAUGAUGUCCAGAAAAUUAAGAGUUUUACGGAUGGUAUGUGAGAAAACUAGUUCCGUGAGAGGUUUCAACAAUCGGAAGUCUUUUAGUGCAGCCUACGGGAACCGGGCCAGAGGCACAUGUAGGCAAAGCAGCUUACUCGCGGGAUAGGUGGGAGGGCACAGUGUUUAACGGGCAAUGAUGCCAGGCUCGGUUCUAAUAGCUUAGCGCUGGUACUCAGGGCCAAUUUCGAUGGGUCGACAUCUAACGGAAAAAUGACCUCGCUAUAGGAUUUCGACAACACUCUGUCUGCUGUAAACAUUGUUCUGGCUCGAAAGAAGAAGCAGAUGUAACUUCUGAAACAAGAAGCUUUUUGGCCUGACUUUUCAGAUUCUCGGUCGAGCCCAGCAUCAGUGACAGUCGCAGAUAAGGGUAAUGGUGGCACAGGGGUUGCGGUAUUUAUAAGAAGCAGUUGCCAUACAACUGCGUGUCUACUAGAAGUAGCACACACGUUCAUGCGAUAAUCGCUUGUCAGUCCGCAACCGGGGCGUUGAUAACCGUGAUUUCAUCUUCGUUUUUGAUUCCUCGGCCAUUUGGCUCGUUGUCGCCGUGGGGCUAACUGUUUUGUCCAGCCAAAGUCUCAGUGCAGAAUAUGGGACCGAGGUGGCAUUGCGCUUACUGAUUGACUGCCAGCCGGAGAACCAUGAUUCAAGCAGCUCGCGACUCACGCGACCAGCACCUCUUGCUAGAAUUUCUGUGUGGCCAAUAAACUUCCUUUUCCAAUAAUCAAAUCUUCCUCCUCUGAACUGUUUACUGGAAGCCGCCUGUUUGCUUCUAUCGGCAAACUUUCCAAACUAAUAGAAGUCCUCGAUACAACGAAGACGGAUGAAGAAACACGAUUUUCCCCAAUGUCAUUCUCAUCGACAUUCAGCAAUGAUGAAGACAAGCCAUAUUCCUAGAAAGUGCCGGUGAAACGAACAUUUACAUGAUAAUACCUGACUCCUUAGUCGGCGGAACUAUCCACCUUCCAAGACUGGAUGUUUGAGAAGAUUCGCCAAUUGACUCUGCUACCCCAACUGUUUAAGUCAAAGAUCUCGCCUCAGUUUCGCAUACAUACCCUCCUAGCCAUGCGGAGCAAAUUGGUCAGUUCACUCGAGGAGCUUCCGUUACAAAGUGAAACCAUCAACCCGCGAAGAAGUCAGAGAAAGGCACUUUUUAUUUCUCGGAAACGAAUUUACGCCAAGUGGGGAAACUAUGCUGUGCAACUGCAGCAGGAAAAACCGUCAUGGUGUUUGAGGAGGGGACGUUUUCACGCCUAGUUACUUUCGUGAUUGCAGUGUUUCGAUUUUCAGCUCACUACUUAGCUGCAUCAUCAUCCUCGAAGUAUGUGACCACUGAAGUAAUUUGACAAUCGCUAUGACGCAAGCGUCUGAGACAGGUAUGAGAGCAUGAGUCCGAACUUAGUCAUAACGACGACAACAGCGCAGGGCUGUCACGCGUUUCAACGAGGUUGACAGCAAAGGUCGCUGCUUCUCUAUCCAGGUAAGUGGAUUACGACUAGACGACACGCAUGACUUGCUCUCCAAACAUCAAAGUCACCUUUUCCAUUCGGCACCGGUGACUUUGCAGAGCAGGACUAGAAAGGGGCGGCGUUCAUAAAAGCUCAUAACACAUGGACGUACAAGCUACCUUCCUUAGAUUGCCAUUGCAAGAUGAUCAAGCCGGUGUAUUUUAUCUACGUUGCUUUGCCUGCAGCUUACGCAGAUGGAAAUUACGAAAAACUAAAAGAAGGGCCGGAACGUCCGUUUUUGGCUUAUCAGACGUCAUCAGCCAGCCAUGUCCAACUCCCAGGUUUUGGAUCAUCUGGGAUUCGAACUCGGGACGCUUGGUCCUUGAGUCGAAACCUCCACUACUGAACCACAGACCCGCUGUUCUGCCUGUUGCGAUCUGGACUAUUAACUAUGAUAGAAUCGUGUCCACCGAUCGGCUCAAUGGGCAUGAUCGUACCGUUCUGCUUUGGGAUUCGAUUUAUAGUCCCGGAGACACUCGCACAGCGACUGAUGCUAUACACAGGGGAGAUCGUGGACGAAGAUAUAGGAAAGUGGGGUGAUCCUUACUGGCUUAUUAGUCGUUAUCGGCCAGCCAUACACCAUUCCAAGCUUGGAGCAUUUGGGACUCGAACCUGCCCCGCUAUCAGACUCCUUCUAAUAGGUCAUGAUCCUGCGCCUACUCUUCGGAGUUGGCAACGGCCUUCUCGAACUAUCAAGUCAGCUUCAAUGCUUGCUAGCAUUAUUUCCCUCACGGACCCCAGGCAGACGACGACAGCUUGCUCCACGCAGUGCACGCAGCACAGGCGACUUGCGCGUGACUUUUUUGCAGUGAGGCAGACUUGCGCAGCACCUACCACACUCUCUCCUCCUCCACCCACUUUGAUCUGAUGGCUAGACCAUGCCAGAACGAUUGCAGGCGGACUUGGGUGCAGCGGCGGAAAGGUCUAAAUAACCCGUCACGCGGGCAACAUACGAUCUGGUCCUCGCAGUAUGCAUUGAAUUUUCACGAUGACGGUUCAGAUCUCACAUGUGUGAGAUUGUUAAUAAGGACUGCGGCCGGGCUCUCAGUCCUAAAAAAGACUGAAUUUUCCCGUCAGUUGAAAUACUUCUAAGUCGUGACUCUCAUCGUGCAGCGAUUGAUUCGAGUCAUUUAUGUUCAGUAUUGUGAGGAAUGCGAUUACCUGUGGUUUGGGAAGAUUCCUCAGUGAUGGCCUUACUCUCUCCUGUUUAAGCCUAUAGACCAGCUGGUGAUGGGAUUGAGCCCAGUGGCGGAGGCGGUGUGAGGGUCUACGUCUAGGCAUGCCACCAUACCUGCCAUAGACCACAGUGGUUAUGGGCUAGCGUAGACUCAACGCAGCCUGAUAAACGCGUGCCGCGAGCCAGCCGGAUCCCGUUUUACCCCAGUGCAUCAGCAGUACAGUUCAUUAUGGGGGCCGACACACACAGUCACGAGAUGCCAUGGAAUUUCGGUCGCCGAGGUGGGCAAGCCUUUCAAAUACAACAAAACCCCAUCAUGAGGGAGUCAUUGCUAUUUCACGUCCGGUCUGCUUAGUCAAGCUGAAAACUUUCAGCACCAAUACUUCUUAAGUUCUACGGUGGUUUACGAGCUAGCGCAUGGUCACUCAUGGCUGUAGACGAGGUACUCAAUAAGUACUGCUUCGUAGAACUCGCCUUUUGCCUAUAUCGGCAGUCGGAGUAGCGCACGAUUCUAAUUAACUUAAAUAGAUAGUUGCACGUCUCCUCAUAGCGCGAGCGGAGUCAUCCAACCAAUCGGAUUGCUCUAUUCAACCGGUGCGUGAUUUGAUUUUUUUCGGGAGCGCGAGGAUUCAGGUCGUUACCGUUGUCGAGGUGCCGUGAGGGACACGGGUGCGAAGAGUGUGGAUACCAAAUAUUUGCAAUAACAGUAGUGACUCGUACUAGGCUGAGUGUCAAGGUCAUCUGCACGCCCCGGUUUCUUGUGUGUGUGCGCGUCCUUGAAGGGGCAGGUUAUCGCUCGUGUGCCGUGGUGACCACAUUGAUCAGGCUGCAGUAAGUAGUCAUCUUGCGGCGGUGUUUGUUUAUGUUACGAAGACCUCUAAGGAGGUGUAUCCUAACCCUCACCGUAUGCUGGCGGAGUUAGCAGGUGGAAGGGUUUAAUCACCCGCGGCUAGAUUUGACUGCUUCUAGCCCAAACCGUCGUCAGAGUUCUAUCAAUGGGUGUGAUAAUGUUGAAUGAGGCCAAUCCAGACAUUGCAUGUACACGGAGAAUGACGGGAAGGGGACGACAUUAGCACAGUACGUCUUGUGGGCGAGUCGGUUUGGCAACCCCACUGCCCAAAGCCUCUUACAUUGACAUAACGGCGUUGGCAAGCCAGUGCGCCCCCACUGGUCGGUCUCUGAGGAAAAGAGCGUGCGCAGACGCCCUGCCGGAAGUUCGCGCACAGUCAGGAGCGCGCUGGUUGGCCGACAAGUACGUGGGCGGGGAGGUCGGGACUGUUCUGUGGCCUGGUGGUUUCCUGAAGCGGGUAAAUGUGAGGCGUCGAGUUUUGGGGUGCACUAGCAAUCUUGGAAAUUGUCACUCAACGUUUUUAUCUCUCUAGUGUUCCUUAGCCUCCUGAAUGCGAAGAUUGCACAUCCCUUUGAGGGAAUACUGCAAAAAGACGGAGUAUACCGGCUUAUUUUUCGUCAUCUGACUACCAUACCCCAGGCCGGAAGCAUCUUGGCUAUUUGUCAAGCACAACCUCCACGUGCAGGUCCUACUGUUCAGACAGACCACCGUGCCUAACGGUGCUGUUUAAAGAACUCUCGGAAUUUGUAGAGUGACCCUUCCCCGGGCGUCUGUUACAACGGCCUCUACGUCUGGUGCGUGCUUGCAGCAGCCAGUGGUCGUUUGGCCUUGAGAAGUUCGACAUAAUGUCGUCAUCGUGUCUGGCCAAUCACCGACGCUGCUAGAAACUGCAUGGUCUCCGGCCAAUCACAGGCAUCCCAAUCGGCCAAUCAAAGCGAACGUGCCCUCAAUCAAAUCUCUCGGACGCGUGUCGCCUGUCUGGCUGUCAACUUGCUCCAACGAUAACUGACUCACUGCCAAAGGGGCGUACUCGGCCCGCUGUGCCCUGGGGCUCAGUCCAGAGUCACGCCAACAACACGCCUUGGUUUUUUUAACAUGAAUAUAUGCACAAAAUUAAGCGAGCAUAGUCAGUAAACCCCUUGCAGCCUUUCUAUCCUCCCAACUGUUCUCAUACAAACACUAAAAUUUAACUUGAUUAGUCGGACGCCCGCAUCGGGACUGCACGACUUUUCAACGUUCAGUUAUCAUGCAUGCAAGUGAGGGAGAAGGUCCAGAUUUCAGUCUCAAAACGGGUCUGCUCUGCUCACCGGGAUGUUUCAGCCUCAUUGGCAUCGUUGUAAUUCUACUGUCCCCCACUCCCUCUUGCAACCGCCACUUUGAUGAGGAACGUUGUUUUUUUAUUUUUGUCUUUUGGCAGAGUAACGACACGGGAACGUACCAAGAAGUGCGACGGACAGGCGUCAAGGACUUCCCACUGACCGCAUCUACACUAUCUCUACUGCCGACAGCAACCCCAUCGAAAUCGUUCGUGCCUCUGGCACCGACAGAGGUCGGUUACUUUGCUCGAUAUGCUAAGAUGUUCUUUCCAAAGUCGUGAAUAAUAAGGCAACACAGUCUAGGCGCUGUUCAAACUGCAGAAUUCUGUCAAAAUUUAAUGCCACUGCAUAAUGAACAUUAUUCUACCGGUAGAAGCUCUGGAACUAGAAAACUUGGCAUAAUGUCGUUGAGCACCCUCUAGAUUGCCAUUUCCUCACCCCAAUAAUCCCCUCUAGAUCUGCAUAAAAUGCCUUGGUAAGAGUUUCAGCCGACGCGAAGACGUUUCGAGCCGUAGAUAGUGACGUAUCGGGUCCACAUCUGAAGUCAUUAUCACGGAGAGAAGCAGAUAGGGAUGUGGUUUUAAACCUACCGAGUUCCCCUAAAUUUUGUGGCCUGACGAUCGCUGAGAAUUCUUCGCAAAUAUUCGAAAUCGGAGGAGCAGUUUUGCAGACAAAUCCUUUCCGAAUAACCGCCACCGGCGAUGAAUUACGUGAAGAUUGCUGGCCAAGUCGUACGAAGUUACUUCGUGAUGGCUUGGUGAACGACGUUUGGGAACGCACAUGCUUCAAUCCCUGUGCACUUUCAGCUAGGUUACCCCCUUCUUCGAGGAGACGUCAUGUCGGGCAAGCAGGAUUCCGUUUCAAACGUUGGUGUCCCAUUUCCUGCGAGUCCUUUCCCUCCUCUGCUGUCGCAUCUAGCAUCUUCCAGAGGACCGUAUGCCGUCGUAAACGACGAUGCCGGCCGAGUAGGGUUGACUUGCGAAGCACCUGCCGCUUGUAGUGGUCAAGGACGUGAGAUCAACUUAAACUGCAUACAAUAAUUUUGCUCCGACUAGUAACAGAAGUCAGGAAGUUGUGAGAACAGGUUUAUUCUGUACGCAGGGCAGGUCGCCGUAAGUUGGCUGUAUGCUUGUGACAGAGAUUAACGUUCGCUCUUGAGAGCGUCAGUUGCGGUGCCUUCUGUGUGUCGCUAUCGCCAAAAAGGGUGUUGUGUCCUUUUUGCCUCUGACCUGUCUGUUAAAAAUCACGUCCGCAAGGGCGCCGUCCCGUGUGUGCCCUUGUAACCAAUCCGCGAAAGAGAUCGCAUUGAUUGGCUUCGAGAGCACGCGAGAGUAGUGGCAAAGUAUCGACCAGGAGUGCGGUGUGGACGGGAUUGCAGAUCGAGGGUUAGCGAGCACGGCCGUGGCGCGUAUACAGUAGAACGAGGGGACAGAGAAAAGGCUGCUACACGCUCUCGCACCUUCCCCCUCCCUACCCUGCUCCUUGAGCAAGACAAUGUCAAGGGGACCGGAGGGGGGGGACGGGGCGGGCACGUAGUGCCGGUUAGAGUUAAGCAUCUCACGCGCACAUACCACACACGACCUGCUCCCCACCGCAAGGACGGCUCGGAACUUACAUGCGUGCGCGCACUACAAAGUACAUAUUGAGAGGGAACCAUUGUAGUCUGACUCGCAUUCACUCCAAAAUACCUCUUCGAGGAUCUACGUAUGCCAUCAGUUGGCAAACUGCUAGAAGGACCGUAUAACGGAUGUUCAAAUGCGAGAAACUGUCCCGAAAAGGAAUGCCGCUAAACGAGCUUUCUCCGAUACUGACUCAACCGCUUUGCCCACCGCUGAAAUUACAGGAUCUGUCCACUUCUUUGGACGAUGUUGAUCGCAGUUAUUGGGGACGUUUUAAAAUUUGAGCUUAAAUAGAAGGGUUAACAACCAGAAAUUUGACUAUUCCGUCUCUUAUCAGUUAGGUCGCUCUCGUCUACUCUAUACUACUAUAGAGAGGAAUUUUUCUCUGUUUUCGUCAAAAUGAAGGUUUUCCACCAUAUUCAAGCAACCGUGGCUGGGUUUUACACUAUAGACGAGUGCCUUCUUUUUGGGCAAAAUGCCUUCCCUUUAUUUUGGGAAAAAAACUUUAGUUCCGAUAAGAAAUAGGCCCCUUCCAAAACGUUGCUCACUAACCUCGACUGCAGGGUGGAAUGCGGAGAAUUUGUUCUCGUCGAAUAUGAGACCUGGCUUUAAAAUAUAAUUAACUGACAAGGUUAAACAUCGCAUUUCUUAAUACCGCUCAAUUUUGGAGCGCAACUAGCUGGUCUAUUUAGAUUUAAACGGUAAUCGGAGCGGCGAUGUUGCUGACUGUACCACAAUGCAAGAACUGCGCACUUAAAAAGAUCGUGUCGUGAAGGCAACUCCCUUAAAAAUACAAAGCUGCAUUUAACUGCAGUUUGUUAGGCAGCCAAUAUCAGAGAAUAGAAUUUAAGCACUUGUUUCAACCAAAAGGACCGAGAAAUAUGCAAUGAACAUCACACUUUCGGAACUGAUAUGCACGCCGGCCACGACGGUUUCUCCCCUUGAAAGUCAGCGAGGUCGUUUUUAUCCGAGGCAUCAGUCUUUAGGCCGAGUCAGGCAGUGAAAUUUGGAGUAUGUCAACUGCAGGAUAAAAGGACGAAUACAUAAAUCAGAGGAACAUAUCAACUAAAAUUUAGAGUAGGAUGGAAUAGUGGAGCACAUUUGUUUUAGCUAAAACCUACCCGCGGUGACUCAGUACACAUACAAUUGAGUCAGCUGACAGCGCACGCCUUGGUAACAAGUUGAUUGACAGAUUUCUAAAAUUGUUUCUCUCGCCUCUACCUAGUGGACUGUGGAAAAGCCCGGGCGACCGUUACAAACUCUGUCAAAUACCAGCUGCGAACAUGACGAUCUGUACGAAUUUCGGGAAAAGGUAGGUCCCGCUUCACAAAUGUCUAAGUCAUAAAAUUGAAUAAGACCACUGGACUUCACUGCAGCUUCAAGUUUACUGUCCGAACAACACACGGUUGAAGCAUGACCAGGCCUGCCUCCCUUCUACGUCGACAGAUCGUCGACAGUGUCUGGCGCUGCACACAUAUUGGAGAAUCAGGGGGAGGACUUGAAGGAGAGUCAUGUCCACGCUAACUAGGCCAGCUUCCGCUAUUAUCUGCGUGUACACCCUACAGCUCAUCUUUUUGGAUGCUUUAAAAAGGCCUGUUUUGGUGGGCACUGGUCUUUUGGGAUCGCUUUAAUCAAGUAUUAGCUGCUCUGAAUGGGAACCACAGUACGACGGGGGGAUUUACUGUCGAAGGGGAUAGUGGUAAAUUUUGCGUGAAUUUGGUUGCAGUGAGGAAGAAUAGCACGGCAUCCAAUUAGGGUUCGAACGCAACUCCUCCGACGUUAGGUCGACUCAAUGGUUUACAUUGUCAUUCAGUGUCACUAGCUCAGCAGGGAAUUUUGCAGCCAUAAUUGGGAUAUACGUAGGGUGGCUGUGACAAGACCAGGAGGGAUAAAUAAGCACAUGAAGUGAUUUAUAGUGAAGCAGACUCGGGUAGCAUAAACCGUACCCUGCCCCGCCCAAUCGACUUAGGUGAAGUAGCAAGAAUACCGGGUGUAGUUGCAGGCUGACAAGACUCAAUAACCCAUCCGCGCGAGCCACACACGACCUCGUCCCAAAAAAGUCGAAAAAAGUCGCUUUGAAGGACGAUUUGGGUCUCAAACUAGUGAGAACGCCAUCAGGGGCACGUCGAGGGGCAACCGCUGGAGCCUGACACUCAGUUUUCCGAUGAAUUGAGUUAUUCCUUCAAUCGGCGAUCCUUCGGGCCAGGACUGAUGGCAUUUCGUGAUAGGUUCAAGUGCGUGAGGUUUAUUGUGGUGAGAAAUCCGCUGAUUUGCCAUGGGAAUGGAUUCUCAAGUGUCGAUCUCACUCUCACUCUUCCCUCUCCCACGCAUCAGCCGACUGCUCGAGCCAGUUAACCACUACUUGGUGAAGUUGGGCGCGGUGACCUAAGCGGCGUGAAGGCCUACGCGCUAAGGUAGGCCACCACACACACGUACUGUGGUAGUCAGUUGCUCGCGCAGCCUCAACGCAACAUUAUAAACGCAUACCGUGGGCCAGUCUCACUCCCCCGUUUCAACCCAGCACCUCUGCGGCGCCGCCCCUUGCGUGAGACAACCUUCAGUCUAGGUAGGACAACAAUAGCAAACCUGGAAAGUCUGUCGCAGAUUUUCUGUUUCUGUCUUUCUUAAAACCGCUGAACUGUAAUAAGGCGCUUUUUAUGUAUCCGUCGAUGUCUUCUCUACAGGACUACAUUGUGCCCCGGAACACAAAACCCAUCCCCUUCCCGUACGACAGCCCGACUGCGGGAGUGACUGCGAAGGAAGACAAGGUUCGUUUUGCUGUAAUUUGGCGGGGAAUUUGUUUGUAUAAGGUCGUCCAGCAUAAGGUGAUUGAUGUGGAAGUUCGACUAUUGGAAUGCAUGGGCUUCAUUAACUUAAAUGGCCUUCGCAUAAUGGGGUUCCAAUGAAAAGCGUUCUGCAGGCGUGGUAGUUUUCGCAUUUGGAAUUUAUAAACUACGUUGACACACCAAUUAUAACGUUUGACCCUGAGAAAUUUUAAUUACAUCGAAACAACUUCAAGCAACGGAAAAAGUGGCAGUGACGGACACUGUAAAGCUGCCUAGCCCAAUAGCACCGACUUCUCUAGGAUGAUUCGUGAUAUGCGGACUUCGAACGCCAUUGUGUGGCAAGCCAGGUUUUUCUCCGUUUGCCGAUCCGGAUUCUAUCCCAGAAACCUUAAUUGAAAUUCGGAAAUAUGUUUUCGAUUCCGAAAGAUUACUUAAAUAGGAUUGUAAUACUAAUUAUCCUGCAGCACAAUAUUAUGAUAGCUCAGUCACAGCCGACUUCAGAAUGAGCCUCUUUCCAGCUGCUUGAGUAGCGUAAGGUUUUCCCAUUGAUUUUCGAUGUCCCCAUAAAUUUAACUGUAUUUUAUGUUAAAACUUGCAAGAAGACAUUCUUUGUAGUACUUAUUUGGUAGGGAAGUACGCCUGCUCGAAAUUUUACAUCCAAAGACGGGACAUCUCUCGGUUGUAAACAAGGAUUUCCAAUUCCCGAUUAAUUUUAAAUUCAACCUGCAGCUACUUCUGCGCGUCUGAUUUUAAAACUACAUGCUGUGUGCUUUCUGUUAAAUGAAAAUCAUAUAUUUCUCUACGUUGCUAAGAUGACUUCACACAGAGCCCAUAAAAUGGACUAUGGUGUAUACAUUAUGAGGAAAGCUAAUAAGCAUACUAAUACGGUUCUGUAUGAAUGGCCAUUUCACAGUCUUGAUACGUCGGAACUACAAAACCUUUAAAGCCGAAAUAUAUCUUUUCUUCGAAUGUAUACUUCAAAACGGACGUACUUUUUGCCAAAUGAAUACGAGAAGGAAUGAUUUCAUGCACGUCUUCUACAAGAUAUAUUUGAAUCUACAGAAAGCUCGAAAUUCAGUGGGAAAAGCGCAAUACUGCUUAAUUAGCCACUUCCUACGGGGUGUUUUUGUCCAGGUGGUUGGAAAAAGGCCCAUUCAAAAGCUGGCUUCCUGGAACGACCGGAGUAGUUUGGGAUUCCGCUGCACGAUAACCAAUAUUGCAACCCCUUCAGAAUAUUCUUUCCGAUCGGAAACAAAUUUCAGUAUUUCAGUUGACAUUUCCUGAGGUAUCCAUCCUACUGCAUCUCCUGUGGGCUAUUCCAUAGGGAUUUGAUGGAGGGGUUUUGGCCUUCGCCGUCGUCCUUGAAUAAUCCACGUUAACAUUCGUUAUAGCAGCGUUGACGGGCACUCAAAUGCUGAUAUCGCUUGCUUUGGCAGACCGGAAAGCCUCUGAAAAGUAAAAAUAUUAUGACAGAUGCUUCCUGAUUUACAACGAAAGUGACCCUCGUUUCAACCCGGUGGACUUGAAGACAGAAAUUCCUCCAGACUGCACCCCAGUGGCUUAGAUAAAACAUUAGUGUCACUGAUUUCUAAAAAAGACACUACAGGAGCAUGUCUACAUUACUUGUUUUUGGUAGAUGCGACUUUUUCCUGUGCCCUCCAAGGCAGUGAAGUCGUCGUCCACCAAUCCCCGCCGGUCACACUUAGUGUUUUAAGUCAGCUGUCGAGGAAAUUCGACUCGUUCGGUCAUUCUCUCGACAAUUUCACUUCAACCUAGUCCAGAGCUCCAAGCCCAAUCUGAUAAUGGGAUGUUUUAGCUGCUCACAUUUUGUUAAUUUUGUUGCAUACCUUGGCGUGUUAUUCGUGCGCAUCAGAUUUCGGGCGUUUUCUCAAAUUAUGUCCAUUCACUUUCUAUGUUACUUUGGUCGGAUCUUGUUUUGUAGACGUACCUGCAGCAGACAGGCCCUAGCCUAACCCCUAAUUCCAGCCCCUAACCCUAACCACUAUCCCCUGUCCUUAACCCCUCACCCUCAACCCUAAUCCCCAACCCCAAUCCCUAACCUUAGCCCCUCCUACCUAACCGUAACCCAUAAGUUCAGCCCCCAACUCCUAACCCCCACCCCUAACCUUAACCCCUCACCCCUAAACCUAACCCUUAACAGAUACGGCUACUAAAUAGGAUCUUGCUGUCACUUCUGUUCAUAUUUUCAAUAAUUCAGUAGUGGAGUGGAGAUUUUAAGCCCCCGAAGAAUGGGAUGCAAUAGCUGGAACAAAACGUUUGUUGACCUGUCGUUUCGGACUCUCAUCCGAAUCCAUCCUCAGACACAGUCGCAGGCAAUAGCCAUGUACGCAUAAGGGAGGCGGUAUUUAUCGGGAUGCAGUUGCCAUGCCAUCACAUGAUGAGCGGAAGUCCAGCCCAAGUCGUUAAUUCCCGCAGUUUCAUCACUGGCAUUGAUUCGUGGAGUAAUAACGACCUGGGAAUUAUGCUCGCUGUAACUGUCAUUUGGCAGCGGCGUUCUUCCGUGCCCUCAAACUCACCUCUUAGAUUCUGUCGGUAGAAGCUCAGCUGUCCACCAGCAUGCAUUACCGACUUCUGUGUUAUAAGAUACCUAGCAUUCUGAGGGGUGUGUACAGCUGCCCUGCAAACAGUUGAUGCCGUAUCUCUCGCCUUACGAUAAAUCUUGGGCUGCAAAUAGCAAAAUACGCAUUAAAUACAUGUAGCACCCGAAGAAUGUUGGGCCACGAUGGGUGUGAAAACUGAAAUGUAUUGAGCUGUUGUGCGAAAGCGGGCAAUUACUACUCUUUUCUGUAAUAUUAAUCUGUUUACUUUUAGUAAGCGCACCUUCUCCUUUAUGUCUUUCUUGCAGACAAACGCUCCAAAAACUUUAAUGAACCGCCCUCUGAUACAAACUCCGCAUCAACUGCAGUUUCCGCCGGAGGCUCUAAAGCCGCCAGUCACGGUAACUGCUUUUGGACUCUAAAAACCUUAAAAUAUCGCUUAGCUUCCUUUUACUCAGUUAAAUACCUCUGCACUAGCCUUGAAAGGUGCAAUCGCUCAUUUUAGAUAUAUAACGUUUAUUGUUGUUAGGUAGGCUUUGCUGGUGUAUUUCGGGGUACUUUGCAUUUCACCUCUAAAUCUCAGCGUUAUCUCAGUUGGUUCGAAUGGAAAAGGCCCUUUACAGUGCAACAGAAAGGGAAUACAUUUUCCAGAAUAAGUCUACUUAAAAAGUGGCUCUUGUGGAAAUAAUUUGGCACGCUAUAUGCACAGCUGUUCUUUAAUUUUCGUCGUCUAUGUCUAGUUCCCCCUAACAAAGUGUAAUCCUAAACCCUUCCCCCUUGUAAGGAGUCAGGUUUGCUAUCUGUAUAGGGAGUUAUAUGCUGCUUGUAUUGCGUGGUGAUUGGUGUUCUAUUUUUCUCUUCAAACGGCCCCUAUAUUCCUAAAUGUAAUAAAAGUUAUAUUGACAUCCUAUACAUCCUGAUCCAGGUCGUGUUAGACACUUUCGCGUCACUAUGGAGGCAAUCUUACAGCCUCAUCGUACAUGACUACUUGCUGACUUCACCGACUCAGUUGGCCUAGCCUUGACCGACUUCGGCUUGUUCGUGACCUUUAUCACCCAUACGUCCAUUCCAGAGUGAAUAUAUAUAUAAUGGUAGGGGACGCUUACCGAUCGUUCAUACGGAACUCACUCGUUCCGUUGUGCCUUAAUGGCUCUCAUUCGAGCCCAACCAGUAGCCGCACAGCGGCGCAUGAUGUGAACGAUCGGUGAGCGCCCCCUACCAUUGUAUAUUCCUGAUCGAAAACCGGCAGGGCAACGGGCUCGUGGCGCAGUGGUUAGAAGCGUAGACUUCUAACUAACAAGUCGCGAGUUCGAGGUUCGGGUGUUCCACACUUCGGGCUUGGGUAUGACUGGCUGACGACGGCUAAUAAGCCAGAAAUGGCCAUUCCAGUCUCCCUUGUCUUUGUCGGUAAUGCCAUUCUGCCUAUAUAUAUAUAUAUGCGCCGCUAUGCGGUUGCUGGUUGGGCUCGAGAGAGAGCCCUUAAGGCACAACGGAACGAGUGAGUUCCGUAUGAACGAUCGGUGAGCGCCCCCUACCAUCAUAUAUAUGAAGAGAAUAAUUUCAGAAAUUACUCAGUUCAGGCCAUGGAGAUAAGUCUUCGGCAUAUGAAUUUUCAGGGUCAGAACCGAAAUCUCCAUGAACAUUUGAGCCGAAUACAAUCGACUACUGUGGAAUAACCACGUAAUGCCCAUUCUACAAACAAGUUGUAGUACGAGUAGUAUGAAAUGUAUGCAUCGAACGUAUUAUACCGUAUUCCAGACAUAGGUACCAACUAAAAGGCCAGACUCGUGUCCCGCCGAUAUUCUGCCGCUGCGUGACACAGGUGUGUGGGGUUCGGCUCUUCAGUGGAAUAGUUGCCUGAUGACGGCCGACAAGCCAGAAUGCCAUUCCAGUCCCUGCUGUCCGUGUCGGCAGUGUUAUUCUGUGUAUCUAUACAUAUAGUGGCGGAGGGAGACUACACAACCACUUCCGGCUUUCUGGUCGUCAUCAACCAGCCAAACCUAACCCCAGGUUUUGCUACCCCUGAGACUCCAUCCCGUGACACGUCGGUUAAAAGUCCAAUGCCCUAACCGUUGAACCACGGGUUCGUUGCCCUGCCAGCUGUUGUCCGAUGUGUUAUCAACGGGAACGAUUAUGCUCUAUGCUGCAAUCGAUGAGCACGCUUCUACCACAUAUAUAUGCAAAGAUAGCGAGAAAAGACGAAGGGACACUGGAACGGCCAUUUCAGCCAAACUCAGGGUUUUCUUUAGCAGUUGAGCGUUAUUAAGACCAAUGCUCUACCAGUAGGUCACGGUUCUGUCGUUUUGUCCGUUGCGAUCGAAAAUAGGGACUUAUUUUGGAGGUGCAUUCAUCGAUCGGGUGACGGGCUAUGUUCACCCCUUGUGUCUUGGGGGACUAAAACGACCAUUUCCGACGUAUUACACCUCGCCAGCCAGCAAUACUCCAAUCCAAGGUUUGGAUGCAUGGGAGUCGAACCCGGGCUACUCUGAUCACUGCAAGUUAAAUCCUAUGCGUUAACCUAAAACCAUGAGCCGUUUUCCUGCCGGGUGCGAUCGGUAAUUUACCUAUCUAAGGAAGCUUUAACGCUACUGCAACGAACUGUAACUUUUGAAAAUAUGGUUUCGUCUGCAUAACAGUGUGGAGCGCAUUGUAACCGUGUUGUUAUAAAGUGGAUGCACAAACAAACCAGUCAGAAAUGACCACGACAAUAUCCCAACCUACUCCUUUAUAAGGAAAGUUGUCGUAUGUGAGUUAAGGUUUGUGCCACCGACAACUUGGCACACAAGUCCAAACCCGCAGAAUAUUCAAAUCCCUCGGGGUGUGCUCUUGAUAUGCAGUUUCCCGUGCUGCCACUGCAAACAAAACAUUAAAAAACCCUACACUUCCUGCUUUUCUUUUACAUACAAAAUUAUUAGAUGUAAGGCGCAUGUAACACAAGUUCUGUUUUGCAAAAAUCUGUCGAAAAUAACAAGACCCGCCGGCCAGUCAUUUGCGACAGUAACGCUUCAAUAAGUAAGCGGGAAAGAGGAAGACUGUCUGAGCAUCGAAAAGUUUCUCUCACUCUCUAUGCUUUCAAACUCGCUCAGAAGACCAUCAUCAGAUAUGACGGCAGCAACAGAACAAGCUUCAGUUAUAGGGAGCCAAGGACAACAGAGCGAUCAGUGAUUCAGGUACUGAGGUGACUGCCCCGGCCUCUGUGUCGACGCCAGAUCAAUACACAGAUUGUAUGAGUUCUCAUCGAGUUCCAGAUGUAAAUCAAUUCUUGAUUUAUUCUGCCUCCAGUAUGGACAAUAAUCUUGGCGGCUGUGAAUUUGAACUGAUGACCCGUUUCAAAAGGCAGCCAUUUACGCUAAUUCGUCUCCCCGUCACUCGUCUACGGAUGAGCAGUUCCAGCCCUUAGGGAGGGAAAACUCACAAAAUUUCACUUUUCCAUAAAGAUGAGGUAAUUUGCCGCUAGGAAGUUCAAAUUUUGAAAGAAAGUGCCCCCACCCCACUGCCUGUUCCCUUUUCUGCCAACUGAGAAAGUUGAAAUUUUCCAGAAGGGAACGAAGGCUUUUGGUAGCCAAGUAUAAUUACUUUCUUUUCUUUUUCAUUUGCCGACUUUCUAGAACCUCUAUUCAGGGGCCUCGAAGGAGGCUAGGAAGGCCAUAAGUUUCCCCAGCAAUCUGAACAUGGUCUCAGCAUCAAAAAGGGUAAGAUUUCAAUUCCCUUGCAAUGGUUCUCAAUCAAAAAGUUUCAAUGGUACGGUCGGGGAAAGGGAUUUAGAGUGCCCAACCAAGCAAAUGCUACGAAAAUGCGCCCUUCCCAAAUACGUGCAGUGUCAGGCUGUUUUUUAAAGCAGUUGCUUGUGAGCCGGAAGUCGGCGGUGGAGGGAAGAUGUUUUGUUCUGCCACAUCACUAUUAAGAACGACAGACUGCCAGUUCACCUCCUUCCACCCUCAACGCUACUAUAAUGGCGACUGAAUCAAUGGCAGUCGGAUUUAAGUUCUGCCUUUCUUUUAAGAAAAACGUAUUUGAAAAGUCAAAUUGGCGAACACUUGUUUUCAGUAACUCUUCAUCAGGCCAAAACGGUUACAUAGAAGUUUAAGUUAUGUGAAUUACAUGACUUAUAAGUGAUUCGGGGACAAUUAACACAUCCAUCGUUCCCACGCCAAUCAUCGUUCUCACGCCACUCGCAUGACGAGGCGUGCUAUGGCGUGGUCGGCGUGUCGUGGUCAUUGGGUUAAGGGGGCGACGGAGAGGGGGGGCAUAGGCUGUGAGUACGUCGGGUACGUUGUGCACACACCCUGCCAUCAGGAGGUUGGGGCGACGUUGGGGUCGGCGUUGGCCACGGAAGACAGAGCGCCUGUGUCAGAGUCUUCUGACAGCAUAGCACUGGAUUGGCUAGCCGUAUAGCCACAGCCUCAGCUGUUGUUAGCACCCGUUGGCGUAGGCCUUUGGAGAAGCCUGCUGGUGUCAGGUAGACAAUCUGAAAGGCUUCUUUGGCAUCGACUCGGUGAUUCGUAUCGACAAGAUGUGCGAGAAUAGAACUCGAGAUCGAUUUCUUCUCACCUUUGCCUGGCCAGGCCGGUAUGUGCUCACGUACUUUCUUUUCCAAGCGUCUCGUUGUACGGCCGAUGUAUCCCGCUCCACAGGAGCAAGUGAAUGAAUAAAUACACAUUGAUGUGGCCUGCAACGGGAGUCGGUCUUUACCUCCCAAGCGUAGGAGGGGAGAGUUAGUGAAACAUACACGUAAGUUCGCCGCGGGGAAAGCGCUAGUGAUCGCUGUCUUCAGACGUCUUCUUACUAGGUCACUUGCUGCGUCCCCUUGAAAAGUCAGUCUUAUAAAUAAGUCCUUCUUUUCAGCAGUUGCCAUGGUAGGCUUUGCAGUGCGCUCCCCUAUAUUUCGUAGGAUAAAUCUUUCUGGGUAUCCGUUUUCGUGGAGUGUAUCCCGCAGCUUCUGGAGUUCUGCCUACACAGUCUCAGGAGAGCAGAUACGUCGCACUCUAGCUGCCAAUCCCUGGACUAGAUUUCGUUUGAUGUUGAGGGGAACAAAACUGUGGAAAUUAAUGUAUUGUCCCGUCCAGGUAUUUCUUAUUAUUCAAGCACCAUUAAGUUAGCAAGAUGCACCAGGCGUCAACCGUACCACAAUGGACGCCCGGACAAGAAAACUGGGGUUUCUUCGCAUCGAAAGCUAACCAACAGCUCCGGCUCGGACAGUGGUUGGGGCCAAGGUAUGGGAGUAGACAGUGAGGUCAAUGUCGGUAAGAUUUUGUUUGGUAACCCCACCUGAUGGACACAGUACUGUUGGGGUUUGGGCUAAGGGUUAGGGGUUAUGGUUAGGGGUUGUGGUUAGGGGUUAGGGUUCGACUUGUAAAAAAACCCUAUUACCACCGGUCCGUAUAAGAGGUGAUUGGGGUUUGUUUACUUCAGGUGGGGCUACCAAACCACAUUCGACCUCAAUGUCUUAGCACAUUUUUCUCACUUUAACCAAUUUGGCUCUUUCGAAGCUAUCACGGUGCGCUAAAAGCCGUGGCUUGGAAGGUAGCCAACUGGCGGGGAUAACUCGGACUUCGUAGUCAGCCCAAUGUGUUUUUUUGAAUCUACGAAAGCGGCACAAGGCAUUUCACUCCCAAACCUUUUCCACUAUCUCCCCGUGGUGCCUUCUAUCCAGACAGUCUCCUACCUACAUUCCCUCAGACGCUUAUAGCUUGCUGCAUUCUCCACUUUUCCUUUCAGAAAGGGCAGAUAUGAGCAACGCCUAGUUGAUCAAUGAAGAGUACAUAUCUGACCUUCUAAUCUGCUUUCUUUAACUGAUAUUUCAGAAGACGGUUAUAAUCGAUGUGGGCAAUUACUUCGUUCGUGCUGGCAUACUCAGGAAUCAACGUAAGUUUCCCUGUCUUCUAACUUUUGCAUCAAAGGACGUGCAUGUAAGAAUGUCUGCAUCACUUGAAGUUCGAGUAAACUAACCUAGGAAAACAGACAGGUUUUUGCAGAUUCAACCAGGACGUUUAUGCAAACAUCCUAGAUGCUGAUUUUAAAUUUAGUACUAUGCACAUCUGGAAACUCAGCGGUGAAAAUCCCCGAUUUUUUGCUACCGAACGAAACAUGGGGGAAGAAAUGCAGAUUCAUAACAAAUUUAGGCAACAAUUCAAAGCUUUAUUGCAGUGUUGCACUCAGUAACGGGAUUCCAAGCGCAAAAAAUCGAUACUUCAGCCUUCCAGCUGGUGCUUUUUGAUCCAAAUAAAAUAAGCCAGGUUCAAUUUUAUUCCUUCAAGCGGCACCACCCGAGGUCUGCUUCCCCACUGUGACUUCAUUCCGCUCGCCCAGCAAGGCAGACUUGUCGAACACAGCGGUUGAACCCUCCACCAACCGGAGUAUCGCCGUCGGGGAGAAGGUGUACAAAACUCUCUUCAGCGAAACUACUGCACAGCAGAGGUUGGUAUUUCCCCUUCGACAGCGACAGAUGGGUGUAAGUUGAUGUCAGGAAAAAAAUUAUCAUUUUCAUAAGAAACGAAUAUUUACGUCGUAAAACCACAGUAUGCCCUGCCCCGGCAAUCUUACUAAAACAUCUUUUAUUGUCUGUUAAGUAGACAACCAAGGAUACGUUCCAAUUUAUUCCCGACUCCUCAUUAAUAUUCGGUGACAAAAUCAGUAUCUGCCCACGGUUUCUUAAACGAAGGAUUUCCACUCACAUCAGCGGCCUCCUAAAUGACCGUUAGUCUAAAAUUAUACUGGACCUCUAUAGGGAACAGGUGGUUUAAGCGGACCACGGCAAAUGUAAAUGGCAUAUUUUGGACCUGAAAAACUCAAAAGUUGCUUUUCUUCUCCUGUUUAAAAGAUGAUCAGUUUUGGCAACAUGGGGCAGUCUGAAGGAAUGACGGCUGGCUGACGACGGCUAAUAAGCCGGAAAUGACCAUCUCGGUCUCCCUUGUCAUUAUCGGUACUUCUUCCUUCUAAUACUGCUUUUCGUCAUGCGACUGUCAGUGAGAGUUCUAGACUGAGCCAACGAGACGAGUACGCCCCGCAACCUGAUAAGUGAACGUCCUUCCUACGAUAGUAAACUGGCUAUACAUGCCCUAGCAGUUUAUGUGUGUAGAGUAUUUUUCCCGACUCGGCGACCAUGAUGCUAACACAUAAUGCAACCCUGCUGUUACGUAUCCGCAGUCUGCGAUCUUGCAUGAUAAUUUGGUUAUUCAAACGGGCAGUUGAGAGGCACAGGAGAUCGUAGCUCGUUUCCUGAAAUGUACUGACGUUACUACUUUCCCCAGCGUUGCCCAUACAAGCUUAAUUUAAUCUCUUAACUUUACUGACAAUGACAUAGAGUCAGAUUUAGAGAGCAUUAGUGAGAUGGCCUCUAUGCAGAUAUUUUUUUCUGAAUCGGCCCACACCUUCCCCUUCGGGGAGACAACAAUCUAGGGGAUGGAAGGCGAGCGAAAUCCCGCUCUUAAUCCAAACGGAACACGCAACUUCAGAGUGUGCUAAACUUAUGAACAUUUCCAGCCAAUAGUAAGAGCCUGACGCAACCGGAAAGCCAGAAAAAGCCGAUCACUGCAUGGCGUCAGAAGCCCUCGAGACUAUUCAAGGAUGGGAAUUAGAAAGAGCGUCCCGAAAAAAAAUCUUGACAAAAGCGUCCUCUUGUUCCUAAUGGCAACAGCAUCCUAAAUCGCGUGUGCUCUUCAAAAACAUAAAACAAACAAUUAAACUGCUACUAUAAUAAAAAAAACUUCCUGCGCGGAAAAGUAUUCAAAUUUAAUUUACAUCUCGUAAGACAUUAAAACUGAAUUGGCAGAGGUGUUGCCUGCACGUGAUGCAUGCCUGAGAAGUUUUCUUAAAGAACCCAGAGCUCUAUUACCCAUAGUCAUUCUGUACCGUGCCACAGGCAACGUAACCAGGGAAACUCGGCUAGACCAUUAAAAGUCGCAGGGGAGAGCUAAUUUUGUGUGAUUAGAGGAUUUUGAUAGUUUUUUGCAGUUAUGUACAACACCACAUUUUAUGCCACACAGGUAAUAUGUUAUUCUGCAUUGCGGAACUAGUUGAUUAGAGGAAGCACAUUAUUGGCCUACCCUAACAUGGAGUUUGGCGAUUUAGGAUGUAAGCAGUGAGACAUAUAUAUGUAUAAUGGUAAAUGGGUGCUCACCGGUCUUUUUUACGGAACUCAUCCCUUCCGUUGUACCCUACUGGCUCGAGAGAGAUCUCAAUAACUUUCUGUAUUUACAUAUUUACAUGCAUGCAUGUUAGAAGUGUGUUCAUCGACAAGGUUACGGCACGCGUUAGUCCCGCUGUAUUUGGACCUAGAGUCCUGCAUGCAACAGCCCAGAGGUCAGCAGCAUAAGCGACCGACUGGACAACGAAUCGUUGACUCAGCAGUCAGUGUCGGACCUACUAACACCUAAAAGAAAAAUGAACGUGGGUUCGUUCUUCAGGUGCCACACAUAUGAGGCUAGCUUAGGCUGGCUGACGACGGCUAACAAUCCACAAGUGCCCAUCCCUGUGUCUCAUAUCUUUACUGAUUACUGCAUUCUUUACGCACAUAUACAUAUAUAUGUAGAGACAAGAGAAGAUCGCCGACAAGUACAAGGGGGACUCGAAUGACCAUUUCUGACUUGUCAGCCGUCAUCAGUCAGUCAUACCCAAAUUCAGGGUUCUGCGAUCCCUGAGGCUCCAUCCCGCGACCUGUUGGUUAGAAGUCCAACGGCCUGACCGCUGAGCCACGGGCUCGUUGUCCCGUCUCCUUUGUCUUUUUCGGCAAUUAAUAAGAAUCCUGGCAGAUUUUGAAUAAUUCAUUUUGACACAACUGUGAGGAACUCGACGGCUUAGGCGGGAUUCGAAUCGACGACAGCAAAGGGAAGGUCUGAGUACAACCCACGCUCUAGCCACCUUAUCCACAAGGCCCCACCGGGAGCCGUGAGUCUGAUCAUAUUUCUGUUAAGUUACCCACCCAGCCUACUGAAGCGUCUGAGAGCCACCAAAUCUGAUACAGCAAGCUGACUGCCCAAACAGAACUUAUUAAGUAAAGAAGAAGAGUCGAGCACCGGAACACUGUGUUUAUUGUCCUGAGCUCUCAGACUCGUAGCAGCAACAGAACGCGCGACAGUUAUAAGACAUGUAGGCCAAUCAUCGACCGACGGCGCAAGACUGGAGGUGACUACGCAGGGCUCUGUACUCCGGGCCAGAUCGAUAAAUCGAUUGACCGAGUUCUCAUCCGAUGCCCAGGCUUCAAUCAAUUCUCGGCCUGUUUUGUUUCUGGCGUGGGCGACUAUUUUGGUGGCUGCGAAGUUAUGCUCGUGACCCAUUUCUUAGGUGUGGGCGGCCACUUGUGAUAAUGCCUAAGCAAUUCCUAAGCAAUCCAUCGAGAAUCCACCGAAUGACUACCAGGCCCACGUAAUUAAUGAAUUUUUCGGCAAUAUCAUUCUAACCACAACUCACGCAGGUUGAGAAGCACGGCUUCACAAAAUUCGAUUCCAACCACAUGUAGGGCAGGAAAGCAUUCCGUCACGCUUUAUUAAGUGGACAGUACUACGAAAGUACUGAAUGCUUUGCCAUACUUGACAGCCCAAGUACUAGCUAAAAACCUAGACACGUGUUUCGUCGAUAUUCUGCCGCUGCCUGACACAACUGCUUAUCAGGACUGUACGGACUGCGAUCAAAAGACGCAUCUCAUUCUGCUUCACGACUAGUAAUUCCAAGAAAAAUGCGAUCUUCCUAGCUCGUUUUCUUAGUAACUGCAAUUUAAAACGAUGAGAGCUGUAGAUAAUCUAUUUUUAAGACUAGAUCACCGGGCACAUAUAUCGGAUGCUAGGUAGGAAUAUGGCGGCGUUACGUUUAAAGUUUUGCCGUUUGCACAGGUACUCCACUUUUUGCCUUUUUAUCUUCCCAAAAAACCACAAGUCGGAUAGCAGUGAGGGUACCUCACCCAUCCCAGCAGAUCGACUAGGUGUCGAUUAGCGUGGCAAGGCGAAAGACACAAGAAUGAGAGACUCAUUCCACACAGGAUCCUGAGAUGCCGCCCCGGGUAGCACCACAAUCCUCAUGCCAGGUCUCAGCUGGCGGGAGAAGAAGAAUAAAGAUGCAAGAGUGUGCGAUUUACGCCUUACAGAAGCCGGGGUUGCUGUCUCGGUCGACAGUACCCACUGUGACAGUUUUAAGACAUCCCCGAGAAUGUGUGAGAGAGAAAGAGAGCGUGUCCGUGCUGUCGGCUGGCUCUGUCGGUUUGUGUGAGCGAGUUCAAGCGCACGAGACAAGGGCGGUUCUAGUCGUCUGGAUGCAGGUGUUACAGUCGGUCAGACAGUCUGGGACCGCUCACAGGCAACGUGACUGAUCUUUGACGCAAUCGAGUCAACGCGACGAGCUGUCAGCUACACUUCAAGCAUCAAUCCGGAGGCCGUCUUGGAAGGACCCAUUUGGCUUCUCUAAUACAGUGAGCAAAAAUACUAUGAGGAGGGAAUCCUCCGUCUUAUAAAUGACAGUACCCCCUAACCCACAAUUGUGAGUGCAAUGCACGCCUCUGAGGCAGUGCUAGUGGACUUCGUCAAAAAUUCCUCUAGGCUUACAACUCGCAGGAAUCAAUGCAGAUUUAUUUUGUUGUAUAGUUUUCCCUAGUCUUUACGAUGCUCUAGACGUGAGUUCAAGUCCCCUGUAACCCCUGCACACAGCUUUUACCUUCCCGGCCGGGUUCAGCGAUAGUAUAUUUGAAAUCUUGGAGUUCUCGCACUGCUAAACAAAGUGAAUGACGAAAAUUAAACUUUUUUGUAAACUUACCAGCGUACUGAAAGUUUUUAGAAACUGUUUCUUUUGCCCCCAGCAUAAUGUGCGCUCCCUUCAGGACGAAUAUUAAUGUGUUUUUCUCUUCACGUCAUCCUUCGCCUCAGGAAGCAACAACAAAGGAGAACCCAGAUAUUGAGACGUCAAUUCUUCGUGAGGUUUUUGCGAAACUGCACAUUGAUCCAGCCGAGUAUAAGGUAUGUUUGUGCAAUUUGCGAUUAUCGAUUUUCAGUCACCUAACCCGACGUCAUUAAUUGAUUUAAAUUUGAUAAAAUGCACGAUUAUUGUAUCCGGAGCAGAAAACAGUCUUUUGCAACUGCGACAUGUCAGUCAACCCACGCUAGAUUUUGCCUGGACACAAGACACAGGAAUAAGAAUCCCCCAGUGUAUUAAAAAUGACUUCUUGCUAAGUUGCGAGGAAAUUCAGAUUGGGAGUAAAAGUUGUGGUUAGUUCUAGGGGCAGGACUCAAGAGUAGGUACCCCUCCUGGGAUUGGGCUCGAGGCUACAUGUAUUACGACCAGCCCCUGUGUCAUAUCUUCGUCUGUUUUAUCAGUUAGAUAUCUUUAUCGACAACUGUAAACUUCCCUAGGCCGAACCCAAGAUGUAAAGUUCGCGACCUUUUAAGAGAAUCACUGGUUUUUUUGCACUUUCUGCAGGUUUUGCUUACCCUUCCGACACGAGCUUCAGCACUGCGACCCAACUUCCUGGUGUCUUUAUUCAGCGAAUUUGGCGUUCCUGCAGUGGCAAUUAUGAGCGCAUUUAGAGCAUCCUUACAGACCGCGAAGACCUCCACUUGCCUCGUGAUCAACCUUGGCUGCGACCUUGAAAUCCUUCCAGUGUAUCAAGGUACGAUGAUCAUCUUCUACAUGUUGUCGUCAUUUAGCAGACAGUUCAGUACUCCAUUGCACCUCUUUUUUGUAGACAUCUAGUAGUUGGUUGGCUCUGCCUAAACCUCUUCAGACGAAAGCUCAUCUACAAUCAGUGCUUCUCUCAUUGACGGUUUUUUUAACCAUUUCACCUAACUGUUGAUGUCGUUUUUGCACAGCGAUUGAGGGCCACACUUGGUUAGGUCAGCUAAGCAGUUACUAUUCUCAUCAUGAUCUCAUCUGACUUAUAUACUGACACGCCCUUCUCGUUGACCUCCGCGCACUACAUCAAUGGCACCGGCUAUCUGCUAUAAUUAUCACAAGCCAUCCGCCCACCACUGAAAUAAGUCAUCUGCAGUAACCUACUAUUACUUGAUAAAUUCUACUCCUAUGACUCAAUUGUGAAACAUUCGGUGACAUCAGCAGGACUCAAACCCAGAACCGCAAGGGCAGAGUACAGUCUUUCUUGUUAUCGUGUUAGCUACGACCAAAAUAAAUAUGAAAUACAGAGACGUUACGAGUCCUUUAUGGUAAAAAAAAGUAAAGGAAUUUUUCCUGAGGGGUUGUGGGAAAGAUACUAAACGACGAAUCCAGCACCGACCUGGGAGUGAGUCAGACACUCCCUACCCCCCCCCUUUUUUCCGCAGUAGGAUGCUAUUCUGACAGCUCUAACGUCCUGGCGUUCAAUUUUGUGCGACUUAAGCACUACCUUGAGUUUACAGCCUGAGCUGAAAAUGGAGGACAUUGAAGGCAUAGGGUUUAGUUUAUCCAUUUUUGUUUUUAUAACACUUUUUAGAAGUCGGAGUUGAGGUUCUUCAAUGAGCCCAGACACAGCUUCGCCAAAGGUAGCCAUGUAGUCAGCUGAAGCCCGUGGGGCGGCUAAAUGCGCUAAAUUGAAGGGCGGCUUAAUUUGGAGACAAGACUUCACGUGUACUAUGGGGUGAUGCAUUGGCACUUACGAGCAUUUCAUCUGGAAUCUUGCAUCCGAACCUAUUUUGCAGUGGACACGAUUCGACUUAUCCCACGGAGUCGAAUGGGCUGAGCUGAUUCUCCCGCGCGUGUUCGGAGGAAAUCAAGGACCUAGAUCCUCACAGCUUCCCAUUGCACUUCCUGCUUUUUCAUACAGUAACACCUCCUACUAGACGACUGCACGAAAUUAGUAGUCGGUGCAAGUUGCUAGAAAUGAAUGACCAGGCUAAUUUAGCUUUAAAUAACUCUAUCAUUCUAUGCUCAGAUUUUUUCGUCAUGGGAACCUGUUGCUGCUAUAUCAAAUCCAACAGAACCUCGUCCGUAGGAUGAAAACGGAAGUCGGUCAGAUAUGGUUAUGUAUCCGCACCUGAGGUAAUCAAACCCCAACCACCUGUAACAUGGGACCGGUGAUAAUAGGGCUCGUUACAGGCGGGGCCAGGAUACGCACAGGCAACGAGGUCAGGAAAUUGUAUGCAAAAGAAAAGCUAUUGGGAAUGCCCGGUCGUACUUUGAGUGGUUGGGGAAUAGUUGCCCUAACCCCAACAGUAUUUUGUCCAUCAGGUGCGGUUGCAUAACCAUAUGUUACCCAGAAGUCUUCAUAUAAUGAUUAGAUUACAGAUUAGCAAAGCUGAAAGAUAAGGGAUGCUAAUUUGUGAUGGAGGGAGAACUCACCGGAACAGAUUUAUUGGACUGCGGACGUCUCACGAAGCUUGGUCGACUCACCGUUGUCAAAGCGUUAAAUGAGUAAAAUCGAGCAGAAAUGCAAACGCCUUGGGCUGAUCGAUUUUAUUCUUUUUUCAAUAUUUUGAUCUUCUGGCGGAUGCUUGGCGGGCUUGACAGAUGCGCGCUCUAUGAGUCACUGUCUCGAUGGAGGGCGGUGGAGUAUCUGCGGGGGUUGAUCUGGCUCGCGGCUCUUUUCCUCCCCCACCAGGCAAAUUCGUUGUGGAGCCGUGUCUGCUCGAUUAGGUUACCAUUUGUCAAAAGGUCUGAAAGUGUGUGCUAUACCAGCAUCGGCAAACGAUGGCCCUCGCAGCCUGGUAUGCGCUGGCAGUUCCCUGACAUCUGGUACCCUGCCGGUAGAUGCGCUUGUGUUCUCGUUGGGUAUAGAGGUGGUGGACAUGGCUGUUCAGUCAUCAUCCUCGUCCUUCUGACCCCUGCUGGGAGGUUGUUUUCAUUGCUGGUGAAAAAUCCUGGUCAAGUGUAUGUUGUGAACCAGGGAACGUGUGGCACGCCUGGGUACGGGUCCGGCCGUGCCAGCCACCUGCGCCCUCCCCCGUCUCCGGUCUUCUUGACUCUGUCUUGACACCGGGUCCAGGUGGGGAGUGAGGAAGAGAGAGCGCGGUAGAUGCUGCGCAAAUCCACAUUCACUGUAAACUAAUUAACGCGCAAGUCACCGUUUCUGGUGCACCUUGCUGUGUGGCAAACGGUGGACAUCGUCGGAAUCGACGGUGGAAAUGUCGUGUAGGUUACAAGUUACUUCCAGUUUACACAAAGGGACAAAGCGGGCGCACGCGUUGAAUAUCAAGGAGGUCGUCCUGAAAGACUAAAAAUAUAAUUUCCUUAGGCACAGUACUCUGUGAAUGCAGGUGCGUCAAUAACCAGAAUGAUUGGUUUCGCCUCGCAGCAUUGCUUGUUUUUCCGACUGCAUGCAAAACUGGUGGUGAUUGAACACGUAAACCUACGUUUUUCUCACUAAAGCACACCUACUUAUUUGAUUUUGGUAGGCAUGUUGUAUUAAGGUUGUCUUUCGGACACACUCAAUGAAAUGAUUAACUUUAGGGUUAUGAUUGGGUUAAAUGUUAAGUCUAGGAUAAGAGUCGGCUUUGGAGCUAGGGUUAAGGUUAGCACAAGGAUUAGGUUUUCCUGUUGCAUACCAUCUUAUCCAAUCGCCCCUACUUCCUUUAGGUUCCCUGAUUGAGGGCGGCCGCUGCCUUGUGGGCCAGUUUGGAGAGAACAUUGUAAACACCAUGUUGGCGAACCUCAUCGAUGCCGGCGUCAUCACGACAAAGGAGGAAACUCUCUGCUUUUCUCAGUACAUUUUUCAGCGGGUACUUCACAUUUUCGCUUUUACUGACUCCAAUGUCCAUUAUUUCUGGGAAGAUUUUAUUUCUGGACAGGCGCGAGCUGAGGGUAGAGAUCCUUGUCAGGAGAAGUCUAGAAGAAAGUAAGGACAACUACUGGUUUGCCCACUGUCAGCUACUGUAGAGCGGUCAGAGUCGUUCGUCAUUGUCGAUGCCCGAGUAUAACAUCAAAAUUAUCCAUGUAGAUAGCGUCGACAGGCAGGGGGAAGCCAAUUUGGCCAGGAAUCGACUAAUUUACGCAAAAUAAUGCCUUUAAGAGGAGGAGAGAUGUGGAGGGUCAAGGCCGUAUUUUCUGUACCGGUUGAGCCAAAAACAAACAGCAUCGAUAAACGUGCUGCAAUAUGUUCCCACUUGCGCAUCAGGCGGUGUGGUUUGGAAAAGUCGUAGACCUCUUCGCCGAAUAUAUGGCAUAGUGGACAAGAAGAGUCGAGCACCGGAACACUUUGUUUAUUGUCCUGAGUUUUCAGACUCGUACAGGAGUCCAUCGUCAGAGGUAGUAACAGCAGCAGAACAGGCGACAGUUAUAAAGCAUGUAGGCCAAUCAUCGACCGACGGCGCAAGACUGGAGGUGACUACGCAGGACUCUGUACGCCGGCGCUAGGUCGAUAAAUCGAUUGACCGAGUUCUCAUCCGAGGUCCAGGUUUCAAUCAGUUAUCGGCCUGUUUUGUUUUUGGCGUGGGCGACUAUUUUGGUGGCUGCGUAGUUAUUCAAUAAAAACACGAACUCCUGCUCCACGGCUUCCCCGGCUACUCGGUUAGUUCCCUCUCCCAGCGUUCCUCUUGUGCUAGUCGGUUUAACCUAAGGAACGCAAAUUCUCACCGGAUAGUCCUCAUGGACUUGUCUCUGUAGCCGGUGCGUGAACCGCACUGCCCCGUGAAUCCCGCCGGGCAGUAACAAUUUCCCUCUAGCUGCAGUGGCCUAGAAACGAGCAGAAUGCGUGUCGAGUGCAAGAACUCGCCACUGGCCUUCAAGGUCAGCCUAUUCGCAUUCCAAGCACAAAUUGGCAAUAGUUUACGUGUGAGUGAGUGAAAUCAGCACAGCGAAUAACGUGCCCUCGAGGCUUUCCUUGCCUCUGGGAAUGUAAUUUAGUACUGACCGAAGCUCACAAAGAAACUUUGCAAAGCUUAACUCACCGACUGCGUGAGAACACAGUUGACCCACUUACUCCAACUGCCUUUCCCAUGCAUUCUUUGUAACCAAGUGGCUCGAAGUUCUCCAAUUAUCCAUUUCUCAAUCUAAGAGACACGCUAAUUGGGACUUCAGUGUGACAUUUAGCGAGCUGUUCCUAUUGGGAGUGAAAAAAAUGAUAAACGUCUUUUCUCUGGACCUCACACUGAGUGACCGAUGUCAUGAAAUGUUGGCUGAAAUUCUCAAAUGCUUCUUCGAUUAGGAAAGAUUAUUUAGACGCCAUUCUAAUACUGAUUAUCUCGCGACAUAAUCCCAUAAUAUUUCGGACUCGAAAUGAUGUCGGCUUUUGAAUACACUGCCUAUCAAUCUCCUGUAGAAAGCGUGCUCGGUAGAAAAUGACUACUUAAGAAGCAUGAAGUUUUCCCAUUGGUUUUCAAUGGUUUUGUAAAGUCAAAUAUAUUUUAUAGGAACCAUGAGCAAAAAUAUGCUUUUACAGUCGUUUGAUAGAGAAUCACGUCAUCUUUAUAUUUUAUAACUGAUUAAGGAGUAUAAUUAGAUUUUAAAAAAGGUAUUAAAUUCCCGAACAAUUUAAAGCCUGAUUAGCCGUUUCACUAGAGCUUAGCUAUUUCAGUCAACAAGGUGCAUGUGUUCCGUGUAAGGAAAAUCAUACAUUCUUCUACGCCUUUAAAAAGAUACCAUAUAGAGUGCAUAACAUUUUUCAAUGUAUGAGGAUUGUGUUGUACAUUUCACGAGAAGCACUGGUAAACGGACACGCACGAAACUAUAUGAGUGGACAUCGUGCGGUCUUAAAAAAUCCCAUAAUUAUAAACUUUUUAAAACCUAAUUAUACUCCUUAAUCGGUUAUAAAAUAUAAAGAUGACGUGAUUCUCUAUCAAACGACUGAAAAAGCAUAUUUUUGCUCGUGGUUCCUAUAAAAUAUAUUUGAAUUUGCAAAACCAUUGAAAACCAAUGGGAAAACUUCAUGCUUCUUAAGUAGUCAUUUUUCACCAAGUACGGUUUCCAUAGGAGGUUGAAAAGAAGUGCAUUCAAAAGCCGACAUCCUUCCGAGUCCGAAAUAUUAUGGGAUUAUGUCGCGAGAUAAUCAGUAUUAGAAUGGCGUCUACAUAAUCUUUCCUAAUCGAAGGCACAUUUCAGAAUUUCCGCCAACAUUUCAUGAGGUCGGUCACCCACUGUAAAUACUACCGCAGCUCAAGCGAUUGGGCGUUGAACAAAGAAAUAUGACCGACUGCGUGGAUUAUAGACUCAGAUCUCCAGGAUGGAACAGAAGGUCUAAUUUCCGUUGGGCAGUCAAGAUAAGUUUGUGCACGCCACUCCGCUGUUUCCGUGCCACUGAUCACCUCGACACGCCGAACGAAGCCAAGUAGUUCCGCGAUUGGAGGGUUGCGUUCCGAUGGUCUCAAAGUGGUUGGCAUUGAUUGUGUUCUCGCGUCGUCAGCAUCUAGACUAUAAAAUGAUUAAGUGGGAGCAGAAUGUAAGUUCGAGGUGCUCGCUCGUCCCCAACCCCUUGCCCUGUCAACUUCAUAGAUUUAUUUCCAAAAUUUUAAGUACUGAACUGAAUUUCAAUCUUGCCCGACUGCACAUCUCUUAAACGAGGGAACUCCAGUCUUUCUAAGUCCCCUUUCCUAUUUUAGGCAGCUUUCGUAGAAAAUAACUCGACGGCGUGCGAAGACAUCGAAAUUGACUUGUCGGAGUUUGUUCAUGCGCCAACUAAGUAAGUUUGAAACCACUUUAUGCUUCAUUUACGACAAAAUCAACUACCAGUUUCUUUAAUUUUAGAUAGACGCAUAAGCGAUCUUCAUGAACCACUCACUAGUCCCAGAAAAGAGACAGUUUCUGUCACUUCUAAUGAUCUCCACAUCUAACUUCUGAGUUCGUCAUGAGACUAUCGGACGGCCCUGAUAAAUAUCGUUUGUCAUAGCAACGCAGCAUGAAAUCCUAUCAGAUUGAUUGCCAGGAUAACGGUGGGGACUUAUAACUUGCGUAAGCACAAGGAAGGUUAGAUUCGCGAUUGCAAACUUUAAAUCAUUGCACAUAAUUCUAGUGUGUAGCACUUAGAAGAGGGAGAAACGAUUGACGUAACAUCAAUUUUUUUCUUCCGACAUCUUGACUUCUCACUCUGAUCCAGCAUCAGGAACGACAACAGAUACUGAUUAUGGGGGGCACAGGGCGUUUAUAAGGGGGCGCGGAAUGCUUGUAGAUGCAGUUUGUUAACAAUGAGGACAGUAAGUAGCACAGUGGGGCAAUAAAACAAGCCGUCUCAUCGCUACUUUGCAACGUGCGGAAACUUGGAUCAUCGAAAUCUUUUUGGGGGAGGACGGAUGUCGGUCAUCACAUUAGUCCUGUCGCCCGACAUCGCACUUUUUCAAGGAUUUUUUGUCCUUUUUAAGGCAGUCCCCAUACUUCACUGCCCUUCUUCAACAUGGGGGAACACGCGAAUGGGCAAUAAUCUUUAUCCCAAAAAAUCCCUGUCAGGAGGUUCGGGUGUUCUUUUGGCGUGCAGACUACGCAGGCAAUGCAGAGUCACGCUGGGGAUAUGGCCUCAUCUUAUUGGUUGGGUUGUAGAUUUUGGUCCUUUUUACUUCGAAUGCCCGCGGGCGAAAUAGGAUCAGGACGGCUGGAAAUGGGCUCAGAUGCUGUGAUCGGUGGGGCUAAACAACCCCCUCUACUCGUGCCGCGCGUAACCUCGCCAGGUACCAAUCUACGCCAAAGAACAUGCUUGUCACCGACGUAUGUAGCGCAGUUCUGUUCGUGUGCUGGGUGUUGUGAAGUAGAUUCGUGUGUGGUGUUUUGGCUGGUGGGAUGAGCUGAUCUGAUGGAGCUUGGACCGCAGUGUCUUACCGUAAAGUUUCACGGAAGUCCCCUUCAUUGGCUGAAGGUUGGUGCGCAGUGUUGGCAGUUGGGGCGGGUGUAGGCUAGUGCUCCUGACACUGGUUCGCCAGUCUCGCUGUGAUGGAUUCGCAAGUGAUCAGGCCGAUGCGUGGUAUGCAUGUGCGAUAGCAAUAUGGGCAAGGUAGGUUGGUACGCGUUGAUUCGGUGGUGGUGGCGACGUUUGUGGCGGGGAAGUUCGUAACUUUGGCGGCACGAGCAAAGAGGAUUAAGAACGAGGUCUACUUCCUCCAAGUUGAGGACAUCCUCGUUAUGACUCAUCUACACUCAUUUGGAAGAAAACUAGUUCAAGAUGUAGUCCGUUCAUUUCAUCAGCAUCCACUGUGGUUAAAUGACAUCCAAAAGGGAGUAGUAAACUGUAAGAAAUAACAGGCAAAGUGUGUUGGGAUUUCACGCAACACACGGCAUGUUAGUGCACAUGCACUUAUUUUUAACCGAAGCGAUGAUCAGUCACGUGAAAACACAGCUGUUCUCGGACACUACGCCAAUAUAAAUCAAGUUAAGCAAAUCAAACUUCCGUUCUGCGUCCUUACUCGAAAACAACACGCAUUUGCCUUAUUACAAGAAGACCUUCAAAACCACCCCUCUUCUUCUUCUCCCCAUCCCCCAACUACGCCGCCCAUGAAAAUAUUUGUAAAGUAAUCCUAACUCGACGCAUAAGGUCUUUGCAAGUAAUGUAAGUGUUACUAGAUACCAUGCUGGUAGCACACAUACUAGCUAAAAGCCCAGACGCACGUGUUUGACCGAUAUUUUGCCGCUACAUGACACAGCUCUGAGGGCUUCGACUCAUCAGUGACUCCCCUGGCGUUACCUGUGUGCCUUCUGGUAGAUACUCCAGUUUUAAGCCUGCAGGUUUUUGAUUUUCCCAGAAAUUAAUCGCCAACUUGAAGCAAAUUGGUCUAUUUGAAGCUUAUAGGCCCAACUUAAAAUUUUUUGUAUUUAUAUUUGGGCCGAAGUCCAUCAGCGACACGUAAUAUUCAUAAACUGCCAACAGGCAGCCAGUAGCAUAUGCAUUGGUCAUAUAUAAUACUGGUAGAUGUUUUGGCAGUUUUUGAAUGAUUCAUAGUGGCCUAACUGUUAAAACUCGGCGUCUCGGUGGAAUUCGAACCCACUCAGUAGGGGGAAGGCUUUAGUACAGCCAACGUUCUAGCCAUCUGAGCUACAAGGUCCCACCGGACGACGCGAGUUUAAUCAAAUUUGGGUCAAGUUACCCGCCCAACCUACUGUAACGUCUGGAAUCCACCAAAUCUGAUAUAGUAAGUUGACUGCCCAAGCAGGAUUGCCUAAGUAAUCCAUCUAAAAUCCACCAGAUGACCACCAGGCUUACGUAAUUCAUAGGUGUUAUGGCAGACUUCAAACAAUUCCUAUUAACUCAACUGUGAGAAACUCGGCGAGUUAGCUGCAUUAAAGCCUUUCCCUUGCUGUCGGGGAGUUCGAAUCCCACCCAGACGCGGGGGUUUUCACAGUUGGGUCAAUAUGAAUAUCAUACUUGACAGCACAGAUAGGAAAUUCAAUUUUAAAACUGGGCAUCUACCAGAAGGCACACAAGGAACUCACUGGGGGACUCAUUGGUGAAGCAAACCCCUCGCAGGUGUGUUAUACAGCGGCAGGAUAUCAGGGAAACACACACCUGGGCUUUUAGCUAGUUCUGGUGCUCUCAAUUGUGGCGUAUCGUGUGAACUAUGCAUAUACUACAAGCUGCCUGCUGACAGUUUAUGAAUAUUAUUAUUGGCAGAAUGGUAUUACCGACAAAGACAAGGGAGACUGGAAUGGCCAUUUCUGGCUUGUUAGCCGUCGUCAGCCAGCCAUGCCCAAGCCUGAAGUGUGGAACACCCGAGCCUCGAACUCGCGACCUGUUGGUUUAGAAGUCCACGCCUCUACCCACCGGGCCACGAGCCCGUUGCCCUGUCGGUUUUCGAUCGGGAAUAUACAGUGUUAGGGGGCGCUCACCGAUCGUUCAUAUGGAACUCACUCGUUCCGUUGGGCCUUAAGGGCACUCUCUCGAGCCCAACCAGCAGCCGCACAGCGGCGCAUGAUACAGAGGCAGAAUGUUCUUAUUAUUAUUAUAUUAUUAUUAGUAUUUGGCUGUGGCUGACCGACUUUGGCUCAAGUAUUCAUAUAAAACUCCAGUCUGAGCCUAUGAGCCCUAAAUAGACUGACUUAUUCCAAGCUAGCGCUUAAUUUCUAGGGAAAUUAAAAAUCUUCAUGUGCAUUUGAUGCCCAACCUUGUAUCUCAUGCGAUUUAAUUUGAAUACUAGGGGUAAAAAUUUCCUGACGAGAGUAUUUUGUAUUCGGGCUACUGUACUCUGCCCCUUAUUGUUCUUCAAGCGAGACGGCCGCCACCAGAAAUCACACCCCACUUGAAAGGCAUCGUCAUUUGCCUCUCCUAUUCGUGUUGCCUACCGUCCCAGAUAUAUUCCCGACGGCAUCGAGCUGAUUUUCAAAGUUAUCCGCUGUUUGCCUAUUCAGGCAGCGUCCUAAGUCAGCCAAUGGGAUUCCUACACCAUCCCCUUGUUGGCAUGCUGCUUCCACACUAAUCAUAUGAGGCGAUUUGGCGGCUUCACAUCAGGUGGCUCUGUCACGAAAUGGAUUUUUUGCGGAUGGGUCCUGAGGGGUGACAGUUUGCGCCGAUCAUCGCCUUACUAAUUGGUUUAAAAUUAAGCAGACUCAAUUGCCGGAACAAAAAAGCUGUUUAUCAGACACUCUGGAUCCACUGCUGAACCAGAAAACAGAGACAGCAACACAAAAGGGUGGUGAAAACACACCGGUGCCUGCGAUAUGAGACUUAGUAGCCAAGCGACCGCACAACUACUAAAAUUAGCAGCCCAUGCAUUCGUCGCAGAUGUCCUUACACGGUGCGAAGAUAGCUUAGUCGUUCAGACGAGAAUCGUUCAGCAAUCAGCAUCCUGUUUCAGCAGAUUAAGUGUGCUGGAUUAAUCAGUAAAGGAUAAAACGCCGUGUAUAGUUUAUUCUUCUUCCACGUUUCGCUAUGUUUUUGCAAGUUAAAAAUGAACACAUGUUUGUGGGAAAAAAUUCCUACACUUCAAGUAUUUCUCCCUCGGAGUCAAAAGCCUCUUUUCCAGUUUGCCUAUUUCGCACUUAAGUUUCCAUCUUCUAUAGUGCUGUCUGACUAUCUCUGGCUUCAGUCACAGGCAGCAAAUUUAACUUUUCUGAUGUUUAUUGCUUCAGAAAUAUACGCAUCAGCGCUGAUCUGCGGAAAGUCAGUACUGAGGGGAUUUUCAAGCCCUCAAAGACAAAGUACUUCGACCCAAAUGCACCGUCUCUGACAAAACUUCUGCGCCAGAGCUUGAAGGCCUGCCCAAUCGAGAGUCGCCAAGAUCUCUGCACUAAUGUCCUCCUUGUUGGAGAAUAUGCAAACCUUGAAGGUCAGUUCUGCCCAACUAUGGCCUUCCGUUUUUUAAAUCUUCUAGUUCCAUGCCAUCGUGAAUUGGCUUCGCUUCGAGCUAGUGUCACAAUGACUCAUGUAGAAUGGUCACCCAUUCCAACAUUUAAUUUGCAAAUAUAUUCUGGGAAAGCUCCGUAGGGACAGAGAGGCACCACACAUAUGGCCUCUUCUGCGGGGAAAAAUAUGCUGAGAAUGAGUUUAGAACUGAGACCAGCUUCUUCAACAGACUUAUAACCUUCUGGGCCUUCAUACACUCGUAUUUCGUCUCCAUUUUCGACUGUUGCGUUGCACUAAAAGUCGGUGUGAUUGAUAGGGUUGUCGCAAUUGGUCAUGCUGCUUGUCGAACAGUUCUCUUCCCACUAUCAAAAAGGCUUUGAUUAGUUGAGCUUCCUGUGUAAUCGUUAGAGUACCGGUCGUCAAAAUGUGUCUUUUUAGGAAGACUUCACUGGUUAUUACUAGGCUUCCUGUGGUUAGUAGGGUGGGGAUUUUAGUUAAGAUUUGUCCUGCUCAAUAAUAAUAAUAAUGGUAUUUAAUACCAGUUUACAGGCAUUGUCGGGGAAGCAUUAAACACAAGUCCGGCCAGCAGUUAAAAAAGACUCCUGUCAAUAAGAAGGGAAAAAUAAAGAUAAUGGUGUUUUUAUAGUCUGGAAGGUUGAGGAGAAAAAAACUGCUGCCCAUGAAAUGACGACAGUCAAGAAAGGGAGGGGCAACACUGCAUCGGAUAUUUUCAGUCGUCAUUUCUUUUCAUGAAAUUGGGACUGGACCAGACAGGAGCACUGAAGAACAGCUGUCGUUGUUGGCUAGAGAAAUUGUCCCUGGUGAGACCGGCCAUGGGAAUCAGAGACCACGAACACCAUCGUUACGGUUUAUUCGAUCGUUGCAUUCAGCACCCAAAAUUUGUGAGAGUUUUUCUGAAUACAAAAAUCGAGUAAUAGUUCACCUAAACAAAGGAUAAUUUUGCAGAGUUUUCACAUUCCUCGGUAGUUAAUUCCAAAUAGCAAUUGUGUUCGCAGCAAAGAACGGAUGAUAUUUAACAUUAAGUACCAGGGGAAGAAAUAAAAAGACCCUGCGAUGACUGUUACGUCGGGAGUGGACAAGGUGUCAUAAAGUAGUAAGUGGGUUAAAGGUGUGAUUAUAUAAAAGCUUAAAUAGUGAAAAUAGUCCCUUUUGUAAUUUACGAAACCACAAAUGAUCAGGGCCUCUAAACCGGCAACGUUCUUGGUAUGACAAAUUCCGGUGUUCCGGGGUUAAAACUCUCUUAGUAAAAAAUGUUCGAUGGAUUCGCUUUUCUUCCGCUCAGCAGCACGCAUGAGGCUAAAUAAAAAUGAGCAGCAUUCCAGGCCAGGUCUAACGUACAAUGUCAUAAUGGGAAUCUCAAUCAAGUUGUAUCUUGCUUAAAAUCGGGCGUUCUUGCCGUAUUUCUGACGUGAUUUAAAUAGGCAUGGUAGUCGAUGAUGGAUAAAUUAGAAAUUUCACUCCGGCCCCUCCUAUUCUCGACCAUGUAUCUUUCGUUAAUGCCUGACCAAUCGUGGGGCCUCUACUCUAAAAGCCCUAUUGAGAACCAAAGGUCAGCAUUCCGUUCUGUAAGCAAGUUGAAGCACUAGACGUCGGUCCCACACGACCAUUAAUUUUUUCAUGACGGCCUUGACCCUCGAGUGCUCGGCCAUGACGUCGUUCUCGGUUUCAUAUAACCCCAAAUAGACUUUUCUGCUUGCAGCAAUAUACUGAUGGCUUGCAACAGCGCUUGUCUGUCUUAAAAGAAAACGAUCUGAUUAAGACACCUCGUAGAAAACAAACAGUUUGGGAGAUCAACUGUAGAGACCAUGAACAGCAUUAUCCAAUCAUAAGUAAAUAAUUGAUUUUAGAGCUACCGAUUAAGUUAAUUUCAGGCUGUAGUUCGACCUUUCCGUAUUAAUCAUAUUCUUCAUUUUGGUCCCAGGUCUCCAGCACAGAAUCCUUUCUGAGAUGCAGCGGUUUCUGCCAAAAAAUACCUUCUUGGCUGUAAAGACUGUACCCAAUUCCGCAGAGGCCGCCUACAUCGGUGGAUGCCUUACAUGCGCCAUUAUGCAGGGACCCAAGGCACCUGAAUGUUCUUGGUUCAGAUUCAUGGAGCCAGCCAGAUGGAACUUGAUCAAGGCUUCGGCGCCAAGUGGGACGCGCCUGGUUGAUCGUCUGAAUGCUGAAAUGUGCUGGCCCUAG
This is a messenger RNA of Spirometra erinaceieuropaei, 55816 nucleotides long. Lineage: Eukaryota; Metazoa; Platyhelminthes; Cestoda; Diphyllobothriidea; Diphyllobothriidae. The record is from the annotation of a GenBank genome assembly.